Messenger RNA from Coregonus sp. 'balchen', 72045 nucleotides. Lineage: Eukaryota; Metazoa; Chordata; Actinopteri; Salmoniformes; Salmonidae. The record is from the annotation of a GenBank genome assembly.
AUGGAUGGAGGAGACCAGUACCAGUGGAUAAUGCAGUCCAUGAGGAGGAGGACUCUGGCGACAGAUGAACAGCGGGUGAUUGCUGCGGAAGGCCUGCAGGAUGAGGAGGACCAUGAAGGCUUUCUUAGAGGAAGAUGCCCUUGAUGCUGAUCUACUCUGAUAAGAUGAGGAUGAAGAGAAGGAGAUCAAGGAGCCAGAGGAAGUUGAGGAGCCUCUCAGCCAAGCUCUUCAACUGGAAGGUAACUAUAAAUGAUGUGUUAUUGUUAUUUAUUAUUAGGACUUAUACAGUUGAAGCCGGAAGUUUACAAAUACCUUAGCCAAAUAGAUUUAAACUCAGUUUUUCACAAUUCCUGACAUUUAAUCCUAGUAAAAGUGCCCUGUCUUAGGUCAGUAUGAAAAUGUAUGCACUCACUAACUGUAAGUCGCUCUGGAUAAGAGCGUCUGCUAAAUGACUAAAAUGUAAAUGUAAAAUGUCAGUUAGGAUCACCACUUUAUUUUAAGAAUGUGAAAUGUCAGAAUAACAGUAGAGAGAAUGAUUUAUUUCAGCUUUUAUUUCUUUCAUCACAUUCCCAGUGGGUCAGAAGUUUACAUACACUCAAUUAGUAUUUGGUAGCAUUACCUUUAAAUUGUUUAACUUGGGUCAAACGUUUCGGGUAGCCUUCCACAAGCUUCCCACAAUAAGUUGGGUGAAAUUUGGCCCAUUCCUCCUGACAGAGCUGGUGUAACUGAGUCAGGUUUGUAGGCCUCCUUGCUCGCACACAAUUCUUCAGUUUUGCCCACAAAUGUUCUAUAGGAUUGAGGUCAGGGCUUUGUGAUGGCCACUCCAAUACCUUGACUUUGUUGUCAUUAAGCCAUUUUGCCACAACUUUGGAAGUAUGCUUGGGGUCAUUGUCCAUUUGGAAGACCCAUUUGCGACCAAGCUUUAACUUCCUGACUGAUGUCUUGAGAUGUUGCUUCAAUAUAUCCACAUCAUUUUCCUUCCUCAUGAUGCCAUCUAUUUUGUGAAGUACACCAGUCCAUCCUGCAGCAAAGCACCCCUACAGCAUGAUGCUGCCACCCCUGUGCUUCACGGUUGGGAUGGUGUUCUUCGGCUUGCAAGCUACCCCCUUUUUCCUCCAAACAUAACGAUGGUCAUUAUGGCCCAACAGUUCUAUUUUUGUUUCAUCAGACCAGAGGACAUUUCUCCAAAAAGUAUGAUCUUUGUCCCCAUGUGCAGUUGCAAACCGUAGUCUGGCUUUUUUAUGGCGGUUUUGGAGCAGUGGCUUCUUCCUUGCUGAGCGGCCUUUCAGGUUAUGUCGAUAUAGGACUUGUUUUACUGUGGAUGUAGAUACUUUUGUACCUGUUUCCUCCAGCAUCUUCACAAGGUCCUUUGCUGUUGUUCUGGGAUUGAUUUGCACUUUUCGCACCAAAGUAUGUUCAUCUCUAGGAGACAGAACGCGUCUCCUUCCUGAGCGGUAUGAUGGCUGCGUGGUCCCAUGGUGUUUCUACUUGCGUACUAUUGUUUGUACAGAUGAACGUGGUACCUUCAGGCGUUUGGAAAUUGCUCCCAAGGAUGAACCAGACUUGUGGAGGUCUACCAUUUCUGAGGUCUUGGCUGAUUUCUUUUGAUUUUCCCAUGAUGUCAAGCACUGAGUUUGAGGGUAGGCCUUGAAAUACAUCCACAGGUACAUCUCCAAUUGACUCAAAUGAUGUCAAUUAGCCUAUCAGAAGCUUCUAAAGCCAUGACAUCAUUUUCUGGAAUUUUCCAAGCUGUUUAAAAGUUACAGUCAACUUAGUGUAUGUAAACUUCUGACCUACUGGAAUUGUGAUACAGUGAAUUAUAAGUGAAAUAAUCUGUCUGUAAACAAUUGUUGGAAGAAUUGCUUGUUUCAUGCACAAAGUAGAUGUCCUAACCGACUUGCCAAAACUAUAGUUUGUUAACAAGAAAUUUGUGGAGUGGUUGAAAAACGAGUUUUAAAGACUCCAACCUAAGUGUAUGUAAACUUCCGACUUGAACUGUAUACACUGAACAAAAAUAUAAACGCAACAUGCAACAAUUUCAAAGAUCUUUCAUAUAAGUAAAUCAGUCAAUUGAAAUAAAUUCAUUGGGCCCUAAUCUAUGGAUUUCACAUGACUGGGAAUACAGAUAUACAUCUGUUGGUCACAGAUACUGGACCUUAAUAAAAUUGAAUGAAUGAAUUAGAAAACCAGUCAGUAUCUGGUGUGACCACCAUUUGCCUCAUGCAGCGUGACACAUCUCCUUCACAUAGCGUUUAUCAGGCUGUUGCUUGUGGAAUGUUGUCCCACUCCUCUUCAAUGGCUGUGCAAAGUUGCUGGAUAUUGGCGGGAACUGGAACACGCUGUCGUACACGUCGAUCCAAAGCAUCCCAAACUUGCUCAAUGGGUGACAUAUCUAGUGAGUAUGCAGGCCAUGGAAGAACUGGGAAAUGUUUUGCCUCCAGUAAUUGUGUACAGAUCCUUGCGACAUGGGGCGGCUGUACAUUAUCAUGCUGAAACAUGAGGUGAUGGCGGCGGAUGAAUGGCACGAUAAUGGGCCUCAGGAUCUCGUCACAGUAUAUCUGUGCAUUCAAAUUGCCAUCAAUAAAAUGCAAUUGUGUUCGUUGUAAGUACCUUAUGCCUGCCCAUACCAUAACCCCACCACCACCAUGGGCCACUCUGUUCACAACGUUGACAUCAGCAAACCGCUCCUCCACACAAAGCCAUACACGCUGUCUGCCACCUGCCCGGAAGAGUUGAAACCGGGAUUCAUCCGUGAAGAGCACACUUCUCCAGCGUGGCAGUGGCCAUCGAAGGUGAGCAUUUGCCCACUGAAGUCGAUCUGCAGUCAGGUCAAGACCCUGGUGAGGACGACGAGCACGCAGACAAGCUUCCCUGAGACAGUUUCUGACAAAUUGUGCAGAAAUUAUUUGGUUGUUUAAACCCACAGUUUCAUAAGCUGUAAGUCGCUCUGGAUAAGAGCGUCUGCUAAAUGACAAAAAAAAAAAAAAAAAAAAAUAAUAAUAAUAAAAAAUAAUAAGCUGUCCGGGUGACUGGUCUCAGACGAUCCCGCAGGUUGGAUGUGGAGGUCCUGGGCUGGCAUGGUUACACGUGGUCUCCGGUUGUGAGGCCGGUUGGACUUACUGCCAGAUUCUAUAAAACAAUGUUAGAGGCAGCUUAUGGUAGAUAAAUUAACAUUACAUUUUCUGGCAAGAGCUCUGGUGGGCAUUCCUGCAGUCAGCAUGUCAAUUGCUCGCUCCUUCAAGACUUGAGACAUCUGUGGCAUUGUGUGGUUUGACAAAACUGCACAUUUUAGAAUAGCCUUUUAUUGUCUCCAGCACAAGGUGCACCUGUGUAAUGAUCAUGCUGUUUAAUCAGCUUCUUGAUAUGCCACACCUGUCAGGUGGAUGGAUUAUCUUGGCAGUGGAGAAAUGCUCACUAACAAGGAUGUAAACAAAUUUGUGCACAGAAUUUGAGAGAAAUUAGCUUGUUAUAUGUAUGGAACAUUUCUGGGAUCUUUUUAUUUCAGCUCAUGAAACAUGGGACCAACACUUUAUAUGUUGCGUUAAAUUUUGUAUAUAUACUGUGUAUUCGGAAAGUAUUCAGACCCCCUGACUUUUUCCACAUUUUGUUACAUUACAGCCUUAUUCUAAAAUUGAUGAAAUUGUUUUUUUCCCCUCAUCAAUCUACACACAAUACCCCAUAAUGACAAAGCAAAAACAGGUUUUUAGAAAUGUUUGCAAAUGUAUAAAAACAGACCCUUUAAUCAGUACUUUGUUGAAGCACCUUUGGCAGUGAUUACAGCCUGGAGUCUUCUUGGGGAUGGCACUACAAGCUUGGCACACCUGUAUUUGGAGUUUCUCCCAUUCUUCUCUGCAGAUCCUCUCAAGCUCUGUCAGGUUGGAUGGGGAACGUCGCUGCACAGCUAUUUUUAGGUCUCUCCAGGGAUGUUCGAUCGGGUUUAAGUCCGGGCUCUGGCUGGGCCACUCAAGGACAUUCAGAGACUUGUCCCGAAGCCAGUCUUGCGUUGUCUUGGCUGUGUGCUUAGGGUCGUUGUCCUGUUGGAAGGUGAACCUUUGGCCCAUUUUGAGGUCCUGAGCGCUCUGGAGCAGGUUGUCAUCAAGAAUCUCUCUGUACUUUGCUCCGUUCAUCUUUCCCUCGAUCCUGACUAGUCUCCGAGUCCCUGCCGCUGAAAAACAUCCCCACAGCAUGAUUCUGCCACCACCAUGGUGCCAGGUUUCCUCCAGACGUGACACUUGACAUACAGGCCAAAGAGUUCAAUCUUGGUUUCAUCAGACCAGAGAAUCUUGUUUCUCAUGGUCAGAGUCCUUUAGGUGCCUUUUGGCAACCUUCAAAUGAGCUGUCAUGUGCCUUUUACUGAGGAGUGGCUUCCGUCUGGCCACUCUACCAUAAAGGCCUGAUUGGUGGAGUGCUGCCGAGAUGGUUGUCCUUCUGGAAGGUUCUCCCAUCUCCACAGAGGAACUCUGGAGCUCUGUCAGAGUGACCAUCGGGUUCUUGGUCACCUCCCUGACCAAGGCCCUUCUCCCCCGAUUGCUCAGUUUGGCCGUGCGGCCAACACUAAGAAGAGUCUAGGUGGUUCCAAACUUCUUCCAUUUUAAGAAUGAUGGAGGCCACCGUGUUCUUGGGGACCUUCAUUGCUGCAGAAAUGUUUUGGUACCCUUCCCCACAUCUGUGUCUCGACACAGUCCUGUCUUGGAGCUCUACGAACAAUUCCUUCGACGUCAUGACUUGGUUUUUGCUCUGACAUGCACUGUCAACUGUGGGACCAUAUAUAGACAGGUGUGUGCCUUUCCAAAUCAUGCCCAAUCAAGUUGUAGAAACAUCUCAAGGAUGAUCAAUGGAAACAGGAUGCAUCUGAGCUCAAUUUCAAGGGUCUGAAUACUUAUGUAAAUAAGGUAUUUUUUUAGUUUAAUAAAUAUGCACACAUUCCUAAAAACCUGUUUUCACUUUGUCAUUAUGGGUUAUUGUGUGUAGAUUAAUGAGGAUUUUUAUUUAUUUAAUCAAUUUUAGAAUAUCACUGUAACGUAACAAAAUGUGGAAAAAGUAAAGGGAUCUGAAUACUUUCCGAAUGCACUGUACUGUAUAUGCAUUCGGAAAGUAUUCAGACCCCUUGACUUUUUCCAAUUAUUUUUCAAAUUCUACCGGUUUUCCCCCUUCUACAUGUCCCCUCUCCCUUGCAUGUUUUCCCUUUCUUAUCCAAGACAUCCUGCAUGCCAGCCUCCCUUUAUGUUUGAUUCAUGACUCUAAUGGCCUUGAGGAUAUAAUGACUGUAAAAUAAAGUUGUGCUUUUGGAAUUAUACCCAUUCUGUAAUAUAUUAAAUGCGAGUUGAAUGUAGGAAUUGAUGUUGUAAAAGCUAAUAAUUGUUAUAUGCCUUAUUUCUUUCAUAUUUUCUAAUUCCAGUUCGAUUUGAAUGAAAGUAGCCCUGAAAUGAAUGUCGUAUAAUGUUAUGAUAGCGAUUUUAAAUGUCUUCAUUUUCAGUUUUGAAUGAGACGGUGUAUUCCCCUAAGAUAAUUAUUUCAGUAAAGUUCUUGUUUUAUUAAAAUUAUAUCACUUGUUUGUCUUUACUUAUUAUUUGUAAGACUAAAUGCUAUUUGUAAUUUUUUGGGGUGCAGAUACAGUAUGUGUUUUAAUUAGGGCUGUCAAAUGAUUAAAAUUUUUAAUCAAAUUAAUCAGAAUUUUCAGUGGAUUAAUCAUGAUUAAUCACUAUUUGCAAUUACACCUGAAUCCUAACCAUUUUUUUUCUGAAAUGCAUACCAAAAGAUAAAUAACAGGACACAGAUACAUAAUUUUCAUAUUAUGUCUGUUUAUUAACACAGCCAAAUAAUGGUGUUUUAAAUCAAGCUGAAACAUACUACACACCAUAAUAUUUGUCUUUGUAAUGUUCCAUCACUUCCUCUUUGGCAUUCCUCUUAACCAGGAUGUACAAUUUACAGUAUUCAAUUGAACAGAAAGCAAUAAAUGUAGUCAAAUCAUAACAGUGACCUACCACAUUUUUGCACAAUUUGAGUCAUCUGUGGAAAAAAACAUUUUCAAUAAAACUUUUAAAUCAAACCAAAGAACAAUCUUUUACCUUUUCCUCCAUUCUUUAAUCCAGUUGCUCAAAAAUCCAGUUGCUAACUACUAUAACAUGUUGCACUGAAACUGGUCUUUUUGUUUGAACAUCACCUUUCAAAUCUACUGAGCUUCAUCAUCUUUCAGCCAGUUGCUGAGGCAAACUAACUUGUUCACAUUUUCUGAAAGUAAAGCUGACCUUUUCUUGUUCACAAUGUGACCUGCAACUGAGAAAAGUCGUUCACAGGGAACAGUGGUUGCAGGAGUGGCUAGAUAUCAAAUUAUCUGAGGUUGAUUUUGUUAAUUGCCUGCAAACAUUCAGCGUGGUCUGGCGCAAACCACUUGCUGAAUCUGACGGCCCAGCAAACGCAUGUUUGGCGUUGACAUGGUACUUCAAGCUUGAACAGCUCCGGUGAAAUUGAAACUCCUUCUUACAAAUCUUGCAAAUAACCUUGUACUUGUUAACUGUACCAUCAUCAUUCUUUUUAUAUUUGAAUCCGUCAAUAGGCCCACUUUGCUCACCUUGCUCCAUCUCGCCUCUAGCUCCCAACCACUUUCCUGACCUGAAUAAUUUGUCACACUGCGCAUGCGUGAAAUGCGUUAAAAAAAUUGACGUAAUUAACAGCAAACAACAAAUUAACGUCGUUAACGCGCUAUUUUUGACAGCCCUAGUUUUAAUAUACUAUCCAGAUAAGAAACUGUCUGAUCACAGAACAUUCUAUAGAAUUUUUGAAAAAUACAGUCUGUCACUAAAAUAUCUAACUCAUUUACAGUAAAAGGUAUUUCUAUUCUGAUUUCAGAUGAUCAAUCCUUACAAAAUAAGGAAGACUCAAUAUUCUCAACGUUUUUGGCAGAGAAGCAUUGAUUUUCGUAUAAGAUACACAUUUUCACGUGUUUCUCAGCUUCAAAAUAUGUAUCAUGUUUUCAUAGAAGGUUUGACACCAUCAAAUGAUUCUCAUUUAUACACACGAGGUCAUGGUCCACUAAAAAAUUGACAGGAAAGGGUUAACGCUCAACAUUCUUUAAUUAACGCACACAGUAAGCAGUCAAUACAACAAUCUCAACCUUUUUAUAAAACGUUUAUUUCGGAGGCACAAAAAACGCUGAUGGCGUGGGACUCAAGGUGUUAACUCCGCAUGCUGACAAACGAACAAAGGGCAUUGCAUUUCUUCAAAUAUAAACAAACAAGGGGAGGGCAUGGCUGGCAGGGAUGUAGCUCAGUUGGUAGAGCAUGGUGUUUGCAACGCCAGGGUAGUGGGUUCGAUUCCCACGGGGGGCCAGUAUGAAAAAUAAAAAAAAUAAUGUAUGCACUCACUAACUGUAAGUCGCUCUGGAUAAGAGUGUCUGCUAAAUGACGUAAAUGUAAAUGAGUUUGAAUAGGAAAUAUAGCAAAAUGAAUAGGAAAUGUAGUCAUUGACAAGGUUGGAAAUAACAAUUUUUAAUAUAAAUAAUAAUUGUGUCCUUCAAACUUAGCUUUUGUCAAAGAAUCCUCCAUUUGCAGCAAUUACAGCCUUGCAGACCUUUGGCAUUCUAGUUGUAAAUUUGUUGAGGUAAUCUGAAGAGAUUUCACCCCAUGCUUCCUGAAGCACCUCUCACAAGUUGGAUUGGCUUGAUGGGCACUUCUGCUCCCACAACAGCUCAAUAGGGUUGAGAUCCAGUGACUAUGCUGGCCACUCCAUUAUAGACAGAAUACAAGCUGACUGCUUCUUCCCUAAAUAGUUAUUGCAUAGUUUGGAGCUGUGCUUUGGGUAAUUGUCCUGUUGUAGGAGGAAAUUGGCUCCAAUCAAGCACCGUCCACAGGGUAUGGCAUUGCUUUGCAAAAUGGAGUGAUAGUCUUCCUUCUCAAGAUCUCUUUUACCCUGUACAAAUCUCCCACUUUACCACCACCAAAGCACCCCCAGACCAUCACAUUGCCUCCACCAUGCUUGACAGAUGGCAACAAGCACUCCUCCAGCAUCUUUUAAUUUGGUCUGCGUCUCACAAAUGUUCUUCUUUGUGAUCCGAACACCUCAAACUUCGAUUAGUCUGUCCAUAACACUUUUUUCUAAUCUUCCUCUGUCCAGUGUCUGUGUUCUUUUGCCCAUCUUAAUCUUUUCUUUUUAUUGGCCAGUCUGAGAUAUGGCUUUUUCUUUGCAACUCUGCCUAGAAGGUCAGCAUCCCGGAGUCGCCUCUUCACUGUUGACGUUGAGAAUGGUGUUUUGCGGGUACUAUUUAAUGAAGCUGCCAGUUGAGGACCUGUGAAGCGUCUGUUUCUCAAACUAGUCACUAAUGUAUUUGUCCUCUUGCUCAGUUGUGCACCGGGGCCUCCCACUCCUCUUUCUAUUCUGGUUAGAGCCAGUUUGCGCUGUUCUGUGAAGGGAGUAGUACACAGCGUUGUACGAGAUCUUCAGUUUCUUGGCAAUUUCUCGCAUGGAAUAGCCUUCAUUUCUCAGAACAAGAAUAGACUGACGAGUUUCAGAAGAAAGGUCUUUGUUUCUGGCCAUUUUGAUCCUGUAAUCGAACCCACAAUUGCUGAUGCUCCAGGGACUCAACUAGUCUCAAGAAGGCCAGUUUUAUUGCUUCUUUAAUCAACACAACAGUUUUCAGCUCUGCUGACAUAAUUGCAAAAUGGUUUUCUAAUGAUCAAUUAGCCUUUUAAAAUGAUAUACUUGAAUUAGAAAACACAAUGUGCCAUUGGAACACAGGACUGAUGGUUUCUGAUAAUGGGCCUAUGUACGCCUAUGUAGAUAUUCGAUUAAAAUCAGCCGUUUCCAGUUACAAUAGCCAUUUACAACAUUAAUAAUGUCUACACUGUAUUUCUGAUCAAUUUGAUGUUAUUUUAAUGGACAACAAAAUUGCUUUUCUUUCGUAAACAAGGACAUUUCUAAGUGACCCCAAACUUUUGAACGGUAGUGUACAUCCUCUUGUCGGACUCUGUAGAGGUCCGUAAUUGCUGAUUUUGAGCAGUAUUUCAUACUGGGGGUCUAAUGUGUGGAUCAUGUCCUUGAAGGCCUUCUUUUCCACCACUUGGAACGACACCAGUUCUUUCGCUAUGUAUUUGCUAACGGCGUCGGUGCACUUCUUCCACUGUGUGCUGUGCUUUUUGUAUUUUUGUUUUUGAAAAAGCCCCUAUCGGCUGUGAUGUAGAUAGGGUUGGCGACGGCAUUGAAGAGGGGCCCUGCCCCAACGCUCGUGGUCCCAAGCCUUGUAUAGGUCAGAGGGUGGUGUACCUGAAGUGGGAGCGCAGAUUUGAUGUAUUGCCUUUUGCUGAUAUUGCCUUCAGGCAAAUCUAGCAAAUUACCUCAGUUAAAUCAUUGGGUUCCCCUUUCCCGUUGGGUCUAAAUCCAAAAUGUAUCCAAAUGGGGGCAGUGGAGAAUAUUUUUUCACACCAGAUCACUCCUUUUCUUCUCCGUCUCUCUUAUCUAACUAAAAGGUGGAAGAGAUCACGUGUUAUCACCCCAAAAGUUAGUAAGCUAUAUGAUCCUCAUGCCAAGAGAAGUGUAAUCUGAUUUCCUCACUCACGUUGUUGUGAUGUGAUUUAGCAAAAAUUGCCAAUUUAAAAAAGUUUUAAAACAGUUUAGAACGCAAAAGAGUACAAACGGUUCUAAAAGGUAUUGAAAAACCAGACCGGUACCGUCAAAUAUCUCGGUUUAUAGUGUAUACGGUGUCGUGACUUUCAUUAUUGUGAUGACUUAUUUAUAGAAUAAUUACCUACUAUGUUUAAUUGUUACUAGAUUAAAUUAAUCAUGUAACAAUUAACUCAUUAGGAAUUUGGGGCACCAUUUCCCGAAUUAACUCUAAAGAUAUCUAGAUACAGUGAGGGAAAAAAGUUUUUGAUCCCCUGCUGAUUUUGUACGUUUGCCACUGACAAAGACAUGAUCAGUCUAUCAUUUUAAUGGUAGGUUUAUAUGAACAGUGAGAGACAGAAUAACAACAAAAAAAUCCAGAAAAACGCAUGUCAAAAAUGUUAUACAUUAAUUUGCAUUUUAAUGAGGGAAAUAAGUAUUUGACCCCUCUGCAAAACAUGACUUAGUACUUGGUGGCAAAACCCUUGUUGGCAAUCACAGAGUUCAGACGUUUCUUGUAGUUGGCCACCAGGUUUGCACACAUCUCAGGAGGGAUUUUGUCCCACUCCUCUUUGCAGAUCUUCUCCAAGUCAUUAAGGUUUCGAGCGUGACGUUUGGCAACUCGAACCUUCAGCUCCCUCCACAGAUUUUCUAUGGGAUUAAGGUCUGGAGACUGGCUAGGCCACUCCAGGACCUUAAUGUGCUUCUUCUUGAGCCACUCCUUCGUUGCCUUGGCCGUGUGAUUUGGGUCAUUGUCAUGCUGGAAUACCCAUCCACGACCCAUUUUCAAUGCCCUGGCUGAGGGAAGGAGGUUCUCACCCAAGAUUUGACGGUACAUGGCCCCGUCCAUCGUCCCUUUGAUGCGGUGAAGUUGUCCUGUCCCCUUAGCAGAAAAACACCCCCAAAGCAUAAUGUUUCCACCUCCAUGUUUGACGGUGGAGAUGGUGUUCUUUGGGUCAUAGGCAGCAUUCCUCCUCCUCCAAACACAGCGAGUUGAGUUGAUGCCAAAGAGCUCGAUUUUGGUCUCAUCUGACCACAACACUUUCACCCAGUUCUCCUCUGAAUCAUUCAGAUGUUCAUUGGCAAACUUCAGACGGGCAUGUAUAUGUGCUUUCUUGAGCAGGGGGACCUUGCGGGCGCUGCAGGAUUUCAGUCCUUCACGGCGUAGUGUGUUACCAACUGUUUUCUUGGUGACUAUGGUCCCAGCUGCCUUGAGAUCAUUGACAAGAUCCUCCUGUGUAGUUCUGGGCUGAUUCCUCACCGUUCUCAUGAUCAUUGCAACUCCACGAGGUGAGAUCUUGCAUGGAGCCCCAGGCCGAGGGAGAUUGACAGAUCUUUUGUGUUUCUUCCAUUUGCGAAUAAUCGCACCAACUGUUGUCACCUUCUCACCAAGCUGCUUGGCGAUGGUCUUGUAGCCCAUUCCAGCCUUGUGUAGUUCUACAAUCUUAUCCCUGACAUCCUUGGAGAGCUCUUUGGUCUUGGCCAUGGUGGAGAGUUUGGAAUCUGAUUGAUUGCUUCUGUGGACAGGUGUCUUUCAUACAGGUAACAAGCUGAGAUUAGGAGCACUCCUAAUCUCAGCUCGUUAUCUGUAUAAAAGACACCUGGGAGCCAGAAAUCUUUCUGCUUGAGAGGGGGUCAAAUACUUAUUUCCCUCAUUAAAAUGCAAAUCAAUUUAUAACAUUUUUGACAUGCGUUUUUCUGGAUUUCUUUGGUGUUAUUCUGUCUCUCACUGUUCAAAUAAACCUACCAUUAAAAUUGUAGACUGAUCAUUUCUUUGUCAGUGGGCAAACGUACAAAAUGAGCAGGGGAUCAAAAACUUUUUUCCCUCACUGUAUCUCUUAUCAUUUAACAGUAAUUUAUUACUCAUUUACCUCAUAUCAGUCUCAUUCUGAAAGUCGUAGACUCUAAGUCUGCACGAACCAGGGUCUUGCUGAUCAUUCCGUACCACACAAAUUGAUUUAAUUAUUUAUUUACUAACUAAUUAAAAAUGAUAACACAAGAUACAAACAAGUACACGGUAUAGGUAGGAAUUAGAAACUUAAUACAAUGAAAACGGGUCCCUAGCGGACUAACACAAUAUGACACUUGUUACAAAAGAUGGCGAGUUAAAGAGAGAGAGAGAGAGAAAAAACACUUGGAUACACAUGGACCUAUGCUCACCGUAAUCCUAAUACUUUGCCCCGAACUGCCGCCCAUUUGGGAUGAAAAGCAGUGCAUGUAUUUACGUGUUGGAGGUCUUCGUCGUGUAUCUCUGUUGGAUCCAGGCCUUCGUGGGAAGGGGAUGGUUGGGCCUUCUCUUUUAGAUGUAAGGCUCAGAUUCAGGUCACAAUUUCCUUCUACUUAGAUGUCUGUUUACUUUCACUCGUUCUGGAAGUGGUCUUCUGAGGACGGCUAAUCAGCUGUGUCGAUGAUCCCCUGUGGGGUGAUUAGAGCAGUGUAGUAGACGAUGGCUUGAAUAGAGUAACAGGAUGGUCCCACUUAAAUUCACCUUCUUAGAUACAGUACUUAGAACAGCUACUCAGCCGUAAGGUAACUUUGUCGUCUUCACCUUGUGUUGAUUUUCAGGGUCGGGACCAAUAUGGACAAAAGCUGCAGCUUUUUUUAAUCUCAAUCUUUUAUGCACUCUGGUAAAGAGGGGCGUUUCCGUCAUACUGACACACUCUCUGAGCUCCCUCGGGCGUGGCUAGUUACGAGGCAAAAGUAUUAUCAUCAGUAUGAUUUUGUUAGAAAGCUAAAAUCACAUUCCUAUCUUCACGAAAACAUUGUCUUCCUCCUUGAUAUUUUCUACACAAAGUUAAAGGAUGUAAACCUGAUAUACACAGUGUAAAAGCUCUUCAAGUCACAAUGUUUUUGGUAUAACGCCUUUGUACCAUUUUUAAUGACAUCACAAAAUAGACAGUAAUUUUCCAUAUUCCAUUUCUCAUCAUUCCCAACGUUUGGAUAUUGAAAUAUAUUGUCAUAAUGUUCAUUGUUGGAUGUUGAAGUUUUUGGGCGGCAAAAAGUCUCUGAAACAAAGGCAUCCCUUUCACCAUACUAGAGUGCCAGAGAUAGAUUCUCCUCUCUAAUUUAUGGCAGUAUUAAGGUGUCAAGACCGGCACAGCCCUCCUGUGUGUAAGAGGGUCUGGUUGUUGCCAUUUGCCGAGCUGAUGUGAGGCCUUUGAACCUCACCCAGGGAGAGUCAUGACAACGGUAUGCCACUCAAGCCUAGGUGGCAUAGUGAAAACCUUCCUCUCUGUCUCACGCAAGGGGCAUAGGCCUAAUUGAAUUGUUCAGUGAAAUCAGCUUGGAGUAAAAUGCUGCCCCAGGGGAGCACAGCACACCUCCAGCCCAGCCUUCUCACGGGUGACCCGGGGUUAAUCUAGUUGAUCAUGGCUACAGGUAAAUCCCACCUGUUUGCUUCAGGUCUCAGCUCUCCAGCCCUCUGUUCUGCUAAUCUAAUCUGGUUAAUAAUCUUCUCAGAUUAAAAGACUGAGUAAAUCUUUGCUGUGGGCCAUGUGAUCAGUCUCUCGCCAUGGUGCUUACUAAGAAGAAUAGACUGCCUGCUGCAGCCUAUGUCCCAAAUGGCACCCUAUUCCCUAUAUACGGUACUGAACUACUUUUGACCAGGGCUCAUACUGCACUGUCUUGCUGACAGUACACAAUACAAUAACAUCAUUGGGGAGCCUGACCUUCAAAUCCUGUUUAAAAUAAAUUAGCAAGUUGGCCUUGCCUUGCUUUCUUAUGAAUUGUAGAAAUGUACAAUCCCCCAUGUUUGUCUCAGUGUGUGUGUGUGUGUGUGUGUGUGUGUGUGUGUGUGUGUGUGUGUGUGUGUGUGUGUGUGUGUGUGUGUGUGUGUGUCUCAGCUGGCUUGCUUUGCCUCCGUGUGAGAUUCAGAGUCGGCCAUUAGGUGUCACCCUGCCCCUCAGUUUCCACGGAACUGUGUUUAAUGCAAGGCAUUGAUCAGCUGUAUGGCUUUGUCCUGUCUCUAGUCAUUAAUGACUUGUACCUUUCUGUGUUUGCGACUGAAAUAUUAAAAUGGAUUUGAUUUAGGUGGUGUAGGUCUAUUUGAAAUACCCGUUUCCUCAUGUUGUAGACCUAGUCUGAGUCCCAAGUGGCACCUGAUUCCCUAUAUAGUGCACUACUUUUGACCAGGGCCCAUGUAGGUAAAAGGGUGUCAUUUGAGACACAGCCGCAGCUCUUGAUUUACCCUUUUCUGUUUAUUACCAUUACUAUUAUUACCAUUAUUACCAUUGUAUAGUCUCCUGAGUGGCGCAGUGGUCUAAGGCACUGCAUCACAGUGCUAACUGUGCCACUAGAGAUCCUGGUUCGAAUCCAGGCUCUGUCGCAGCCGGCCGUGACCGGGAGACUCAUGGGCGGCGCACAAUUGGCCCAGUGUCGUCCAGGGUAGGGGAGGGAAUGGCUGGCAGGGAUGUAGCUCAAUUGAUAGAGCAUGGCGUUUGCAACACCAGGGUUGUGGGUUCGUUUCCCACGGGGGGGCAGUAUAAAAAAAAAAUAUAUGUAUUCACUAACUGUAAGUCGCUCUGGAUAAGAGCGUCUGCUAAAUGACUAAAAUGUAAAUGUAAAAUAAGCAUGAUGUUACACUGACCACUUGAAAAAGAAAAGGAGAGCCGCACACUUUAGGAGCUCAGAUGCAAUAAUUUAAUAACCUAAAAACCAACGUUUCGACAGACAAUCUGUCUUCAUCAGGGUAUAAUGACAAACACUGCGGGUCACUAGUUUAUAUAGUGUCAAAGGACACACACAGGUGUCUGUAAUCAUGGCCGGGUGUGGCCUGAUAUCAUUGGUUAAUUCACAGAUAAACAGCUCAUCCUCUCCAUGACAGAUGCAGGAGGGAGGCUGCUAACUUCUAUCCACUCCCGUCUGACCAACGCUGUACAACCAGCGCCUCAUCCGCUACCAGUGGCAGUUUUAUAUUCAACGAGAGACUGGGCCGACGGAAGCGUGGAGGUGGCUGCGGUCACGCGUACCGACGAGAUGCCGUACACGAAGGUGUAAGAAGAAACGACUACCAGAGGCAGAGGGGACCUUUCACACGGUCCCAGAACCCACGGGACUGUGUCUUUAAUUUAUCAAGCAAGAUAUUGAGUCCUGCCCAUGUCUCCUUGCUAAAUAAAGGGUUUAUAUUUUGUGCCUACAACUCAGUGCAACGAUUUCGAUGUUAAGGUAGACAAGUUUUUUAGAAACAUCUGUUUAAGGGAAUACUUUAGCUCCCCUAAUCAUGAUAUUUCAACUGAACAUGUAGGUGGCUCACCCGCACAUACUCCUAGUCCUUUCAGAAGUAAGUUAUUUUGUACCUCCAGCCAAUCACAAUCACUCUAUUGAGACAUAUUGCAGACUCGCUGAAAAAGAUGUUGGUAAUCUCCUUAAGAACAGGAGUACAUAUCUUUCCAUAAUUUACCUAAGGAUGAAAAACAAGCUUUGCUUGAUUUACAAUCCGAUACGUCAGUCCUUACCCACCCUGCUGAUAAGGGUGGGUCGGUUGUACUCAUGAGGACAGUUUAUGUAAAUGAGUGUCAUAGACAACUGCUUGACAACUCCUUUUACAAGAAACUCAUAAGUGACCCCACUUCCCAAUUUCAGAACACUAUCUUUACUGUCCUAGAUGGGUAUUUAAGUUCUGGUCAUAUCACCAAAAAAGAACACGACUUGUUGGCUAUUCAACACCCUAUAAUUGCCACUUUCUAUACUUUGCCGAAAUUACACAAGAAUGUUACAAAACCUCCAGGGCGCCCUAGCGGGCAUUGAUGCAGUAACAGCCCCUUUAUCGACCUUUGUUUACUUUUUUAUUAGACCUCUCGCAGAACAUCUCCCCUCCUUUGUAAAGGACACCAGCAGUAUGAUCUCUAUUGUUGAAUCUCUUGAUCCUCUCCCUGAUAUUACCUUGUUAGUUACUUUUGAUGUUGAGUCGUUAUACACAAACAUUCCACACAAGGGCGGUAUUGAGGCCAUGGAACAUUUUCUUCUGCAACGUGACCCAAAUGAACUACCUUCCAGUGCAUGCAUUAUAACAUUGGCUGAAAUAGUACUCACACACAACUACUUAAUGUUUCUAAAUGAUUUCUUUAUUCAGACGAAGGGUACUGCUAUGGGAUCCCCUAUGGCUCCUAACUAUGCUAAUUUGUAUGUGGGUUAAAUGGAGAAACAGUCAAAAAUGUUUUCUUGCCUAACAUUAUUAUUUGGAAACGGUACAUUGAUGAUAUUUUUGUUCUAUGGAGGGGUGAUUCAAUACAGCUCCAGGCAUUCCAUGCUUUUCUUAACUCUUGUUCUGAGCACCUGAGAUUUACUAUGCAAUUUGACACACAUCAAAUCAGUUUCCUUGAUCUUCUGAUUUUGUGUGAUGUUAAGUUGCGUCAAUUCAAAUCUGGUAUUAGGAACAAAGGAGGUCAAUACACGUCUUCUAAAAUAGACUAGUAAUUUAAUUAAUGCAAAACCUUCAAUGGUAAAUAUGAUGUCCAUAUAUACGGGUCCACUGAAAUACCACGCAGGGCACUCAGAGAACUGAUCCAUUGUUCUUCUUCAAAUACUCUGACAGAGAUAGUUCCCGCUCCUUGCUGGGCCUAUCAGGGUAGAGACUGAGCGUGGUUUAGACUUACUCAGCCAAUCGUUGGCGCACAGGCUGGUCCCAGACCCUUGGCGCUUCACUGUUGCACACUGUUGCCAGGCAUAAGUUGUUAUCGUCACAACUUGUAGAGUCAGCACCCAUAGACACUGUUCCCCUGUACUCUUUGUACCUACGUCCUUGGACGGUUCACAGAUCACAAAGAGGCAGUGUUCGUGUAUGUGAGACACAAGUUCUUAUCUCCCCCUACUCCCUAAAACAGCUCCUCACAUUAAUCACAGCUUGUUAGGUUAAACAAUUUAUAACAGUACAGAACAAACCUUUUAUGUUUAAUCAUUAAUGCAUUCUUUCUAAGCUAGGCAUCACAUCUAGAUCCCCACAGUGAGGAGAAUGUUCUAUACACUGAUCUUUACAGGAAACCUACUGAUGGUAACAGUUAGUUGAGGGCUGAUAGUUGUCACCCACUUCCCUUGAAAAACAGUUUGCCCUACAGCCAAUUCUGUCGAAUCAAAAGAAUUUGCAAAAACCUAUUAGAUUUUGGCAGAAAUAUGGCUGAGACGCAAAGAAAAUUCAAGGAGAGGGGGUACAAAAAUCGUCAGAUUAAUACUGCCGUUUAGAAAAUUCUAAACAAAUCGAGACCUGAUCUCUUUCAAGGACAGUCUCACAAAAAGAAGCAUUCUUGCGUUCUAACUACACGCGAUUCAAAGUGCUCUGAACAAAUUAAGGGAAUCGUUCACAAACAUUGGCACAUUCUAAGAUCCGAUGACAGUAUCGGUAAUGUGUUUUCGGACCCUCCCUUGGUCGUAUUCUCGCGGGCAGAAAUCUCAGAGAUCAAUUGGUAAACUCUGAUUUACCACCCCUAAACAUCCCUGCACAACAUCUAUUUGCACCUCUACCGGAUGGAAACUACAAGUGUAAUGGCUGCGCUCAAUGCAAUGGCACUUACAAAUGUAGAUCCUUCAAACACCCCCAAACACAGGGAAACAGAUCCCAAUCAAAGGUGUUAUUAUGAGCUCCACUAAGGCAUUUAUUUAUCUUAUACAGUGAGGGAAAAAAGUAUUUAGUCAGCCACCAAUUGUGCAAGUUCUCCCACUUAAAAAGAUGAGAGAGGCCUGUAAUUUUCAUCAUAGGUACACGUCAACUAUGACAGACAAAUUGAGAAUUUUUUUUCCAGAAAAUCACAUUGUAGGAUUUUUAAUGAAUUUAUUUGCAAAUUAUGGUGGAAAAUAAGUAUUUGGUCACCUAAAAACAAGCAAGAUUUCUGGCUCUCACAGACCUGUAACUUCUUCUUUAAGAGGCACCUCUGUCCUCCACUCGUUACCUGUAUUUAUGGCACCUGUUUGAACUUGUUAUCAGUAUAAAAGACACCUGUCCACAACCUCAAACAGUCACACUCCAAACUCCACUAUGGCCAAGACCAAAGAGCUGUCAAAGGACACCAGAAACAAAAUUGUAGACCUGCACCAGGCUGGGAAGACUGAAUCUGCAAUAGGUAAGCAGCUUGGUUUGAAGAAAUCAACUGUGGGAGCAAUUAUUAGGAAAUGGAAGACAUACAAGACCACUGAUAAUCUCCCUCGAUCUGGGGCUCCACGCAAGAUCUCACCCCGUGGGGUCAAAAUGAUCACAAGAACGGUGAGCAAAAAUCCCAGAACCACACGGGGGGACCUAGUGAAUGACCUGCAGAGAGCUGGGACCAAAGUAACAAAGCCUACCAUCAGUAACACACUACGCCGCCAGGGACUCAAAUCCUGCAGUGCCAGACGUGUCCCCCUGCUUAAGCCAGUACAUGUCCAGGCCCGUCUGAAGUUUGCUAGAGUGCAUUUGGAUGAUCCAGAAGAGGAUUGGGAGAAUGUCAUAUGGUCAGAUGAAACCAAAAUAGAACUUUUUGGUAAAAACUCAACUCGUCGUGUUUGGAGGACAAAGAAUGCUGAGUUGCAUCCAAAGAACACCAUACCUACUGUGAAGCAUGGGGGUGGAAACAUCAUGCUUUGGGGCUGUUUUUCUGCAAAGGGACCAGGACGACUGAUCUGUGUAAAGGAAAGAAUGAAAUGGGGCCAUGUAUCGUGAGAUUUUGAGUGAAAACCUCCUUCCAUCAGCAAGGGCAUUGAAGAUGAAACGUGGCUGGGUCUUUCAGCAUGACAAUGAUCCCAAACACACCGCCCGGGCAACGAAGGAGUGGCUUCGUAAGAAGCAUUUCAAGGUCCUGGAGUGGCCUAGCCAGUCUCCAGAUCUCAACCCCAUAGAAAAUCUUUGGAGGGAGUUGAAAGUCCGUGUUGCCCAGCGACAGCCCCAAAACAUCACUGCUCUAGAGGAGAUCUGCAUGGAGGAAUGGGCCAAAAUACCAGCAACAGUGUGUGAAAACCUUGUGAAGACUUACAGAAAACGUUUGACCUGUGUCAUUGCCAACAAAGGGUAUAUAACAAAGUAUUGAGAAACUUUUGUUAUUGACCAAAUACUUAUUUUCCACCAUAAUUUGCAAAUAAAUUCAUUAAAAAUCCUACAAUGUGAUUUUCUGGAUUUUUUUUUCUCAUUUUGUCUGUCAUAGUUGACGUGUACCUAUGAUGAAAAUUACAGGCCUCUCUCCCUUUUUCCCCACUCUAACUUGUCCUUGUGGUAAACAUUAUGUGGGUAAAACAAAGUGCGAAUUAAAAGUACGAAUCUCGGAGCGUCGUAGCACCAUUAGGGUCAAAAACUCUGCAUACCCAGUCGCGGCCCACUUUUUUGAAACGAACCACUCGAUUUCGUCCCUACUUUAUAAUAUCGGCAUCGAACAUGUCACCCUCCCUAGGAGAGGGGGUGACCUCGACAACUUAUUAUUAAAACGAGAGGCUGCCUGGAUCUUUAAUUUAAAGACCCUUGCUCCCUUCGGUCUCAACGUUGACUUUGAUUUGAAGCCAUUCUUGUGAUUAUUGUGAUUUUCCUAUUCAUUGUAAAUGUUUGUGGGCCUAUGUAGCCAAGUUGUAUCUAUGAUCGUAUGCUAUAUAUUCAUGUUUUUUGUAUGUUCUGUUUAUCUGUGAAUUAACCAAUGAUAUCAGGCCACACCCGGCCAUGAUUACAGACACCUGUGUGUGUCCUUUGACACUAUGUAAACUAGUGACCCGAUGAAGACAGCUUGUCUGUCGAAACGUUGGUUAUUAGGUUAUUAAAUGAUUGCAUCUGAGCUCCUAGAUUGUGCGGCUCUCCUUUUCUUUUUAAGUGUUCUACUCCGUUAGCCAGCACUUCACCUAAAUAGGUGUGCGUUUCUUUCGCCUUUAUAUUAAUCUGUUACACUGACCACCCCAUAUCUUAGGCCUCACUCCCCCGUAUCUGAGAUACCUACUGCAGCCCUCCUCCUCCACAUACAAGACCCGUUCUGCCAGUCACAUUCUGUUAAAGGUCCCCAAAGCACACACAUCCCUGGGUCGCUCCUCUUUCCAGUUCGCUGCAGCUAGCGACUGGAACGAGCUGCAAAAAACACUCAAACUGGACAGUUUUAUCUCCAUCUCUUCAUUCAAAGACUCAAUCAUGGACACUUACUGACAGUUGUUGUCUCUACCUUCUUGCCCUUUGUGCUGUUGUCUGUGCCCAAUAAUGUUUGUACCAUGUCUUGUGCUGCUACCAUGUUGUGCUGCUGCCAUGUUGUGUUGCUACCAUGUUGUUUUCAUGUUUGGUUGCUACCUUGCUGUGUUGUCGUGUGUUGCUGCCAUGCUAUGUUGUUGUCUUAGGUCUUUAUGUAGUGUUGUGUUGUCUCUCUUGUUGUGAUGUGUGUUUGAUCAUAUAUAUAUAUAUAUAUAUAUAUAUAUAUAUAUAUAUAUAUUUAUUUUUUUAUCCCAGCCCCCGUCCCCGCAGGAGGCCUUUUGCUUUUUGGUAGGCCGUCAUUGUAAAUAAGAAUUUGUUCUUAACUGACUUGCCUAGUUAAAUAAAGGUUAAAUAAAAAGAAAAGUAAUAUGUCCUAUGUUUUAUGACCUUUAUGUUUGUGGACGGGGUAUUCUGAGCGCAUGAGUCAUGAGUCUCCAUGGAAUUAGAAGGUGCUGAAAGAUGUGUACCUGACCUUGAGACUGUGAUAAAGAUCACAAAUGUAGCAGAAUCAAAGGAGGCGGAGAAACUUAAUGAAUACAUCUCUGUCUGGCCUUUUCAAUUCUCCACGCCCUCUGGGUAAUGUCUGUGAGAAAUGUUUGUGUGUGGGUGUGUGCCCUGAAUGCCAUUGUGGGUGUGUGUGUGUGUGUGGGGGGGGGGGGGGGGGGGUGUAUUUGUGUGUGUCCUCUGUGUGUGUCCUCUCUGUGUGUGCACGCCUGCGUGCGCUCUUGGCUGGGCAAAUUAAAUAUUCAUGGUGGCGGGGGAUUGGCUGCUGAGAGAGGAGCGGGCUGUCGGAGAGGAGCAAGUCUGUUUUAAGGCAGGCAGUGCUCUGCUCUCUCACUCGGUAUAAACACAGACGAGCAGGCAACAGUAGCCCAGUAUUCCAGUGUCUCGGUCAGAGCUCAGACACACACAAGCCCACACUAACGCUCACAGAAACACACACACACACACACACACACAGGGGAGAUAACAGAGAGAAGAAACCGGCUAACGCCACAGCUGCCUCACCCAGAUGGCGGGGAACCGUGAAGGGGAGCAUGUGCUGACGGUAGGUCUACUCUGCUCUUAUAACAUGAGUGUGUUUGGUUUUGUGUGUGUGUGUCAUCUCCAUCUCUGACAUUGUCUUGCUGUACCGUAGAAUAGUGGUCGUGGUUGCAGAAUAGAAUAGAGGGUGUUCUAUUGGAUGUAUCAGAGGGGAAGAUAGAGGGCGAUAAUGUGGGAAGGGGAGAGUCCCUGCCUUCCUCUUAGAAAGGAAGUGAUCCUUCCCGCUCUUCACUAGUACUAAGGAGCCGGAAUGGAGAAAAGGAGACAGGAACAGAUAUGGCUGCUUUAAAGAGGAAGACCAGGAGAGAGAGAGGAGGAGCGUGAGAGAGGUGUAGAAGAGGAAAAUGCAGACUAGAGAGAAUUGAAUCAAAACUAAUCGGAGCAUGCUCCUUUGAUAAAUAUUUAUCAAUUUAUGGAUAAGAUGUUUGUGUAUCUAUUGAAUGGAAGUUGAUGUCAGUCACAUUGAGGGAAAGAUCAAAUGAUAGGCUAUUGAAAUAGCCUAGAUAAGGAGAGAAUGACAGGGAAGGGGGAAUAUGUAGACACCUGUGGAUACUAGGUUGUACAUUCAAGGAGAGGAAAAUGUGUUUUAGAGAGGAGUGGAAAUGGUUUCCAUUUCUGUGUAGCCUAUGCUUUAGCCUAUUUUCUGGGGGUGGGGGGCAUGCAAUUUGCUGCUGGCUCUGGUAUUGCGUUUGGCCUGUGUGUGACAGUGGAGAUACAACUCAGGGGACUGGCGUGUCUCUAGAGCUAUGCAACUCCUCACUGACGUCACCCCCCUGCCUGGAACAAGGCCCAGUAACAACAGCCUGGGAUAGAGGGAACCUGGCUGGCUCUGAAAUCACUCCUACUAUAAACCAGAAUCACACACUGAUUCAUUUCACAUUCACAGUGACAAGCACCAGGGUCCAAUGCGCAGUGGAUUUGAUUUAAAAUCGAAGUCCCCAUGUUAACAGAUAGGCUAUACAGUAACUGACCCUUCACAAACACACACACACACAAAUACUGUUCAUUGGUCUGACAUGAUAAGCAAAAUCAAAACCAUAUGGAUGAAAUUACGCCACACAAACUCAAAUGUACACAUAGCCUAUAGACUACUAUGCACGCACACACAGUCAUGGAUUUUUGGAUUACGGUAAUUGGCCAACCAAAUGACCGUGGUCUCCUUAAUAUAUUUUGGGGGGACGCAGAUUUUCUCCUCUCUUUAGCUCCUGACUGCAUGUGCUGCCACAGAAAUAGAAUGAAUAGAACGGUCGUCCCCAUUCAAGUCAAUAAUGGCAUAAUGGGUGGACUGGCGGCCAUUGCGAGUGUACCCAUAGGAGCAAAACAGGAAGUAAAAGCAGGAAGUGUACACAUCAAUAUGUGCUGUGAUUUGUUGAUUAAACUCAACUGACAUUACAAAAAAUAUGUUCCAUUGCAUGAGCCACAUCAGUUAAUAUCAUUUGAAUGAACAUUCUACAUUACCAUGGAAAGUAUUGGGCAACACUUUACCUGACACCCCAGCGUCAUAACAUGUUAUGACACGGUCAUAACCAUGUCAUAUAUCAUAACAGCUGACAUAACAGGUCUAAAUAUAUGUGUUAUGACAGGUUGUGACAUACACUACAUGACCAAAAGUAUGUGGACACCUGCUCGUCGAACACCUCAUUCCAAUAUCAUGGGCAUGAUAUUGCAGCUAUAACAGCCUCCACUCUUCUGGGAAGGCUUUCCACUAGAUGUUGGAACAUUGCUGCAGGGACUUGCUUACAUUCAGCCACAAGAGCAUUAGUGAAGUCGGGCACUGAUGUUGGGCGAUUAGGCCUGGCUCGCAGUCGGCAUUCCAAUUCAUCCCAAAGGUGUUCGAUGGAGUUGAGGUCAGGGCUCUGUGCAGGCCAGUCAAGUUCUUCCACACCGAUCUCGACAAACCAUUUCUGUAUGGACCUCACUUUGUGCAAGGGGGCAUUAUCAUGCUGAAAUAGGAAAGAGCCUUCCCCAAACUGUUGACACAAAGUUGGAAGCACAGAAUCGUCUAGAAUGUAAUUGUAUGCUGUAGCGUUAAGAUUUCCCUUCACUGGAACUAAGAGGCCUAGCCCGAACUAGGGCUGGGUGAUAUGGCCAAAAUAUAAUAUCACGGUAUAAUUAAAUAAAACGUCAUUCUAAGUACAUACAUUCUAAGUAAUCUUAAAUGGGUCUUUCUCCAUUCUGAUUGUUUUAUACUGUUCAAUUCAACCAAAAAUAAUUUUCAGCAUUUUCAUCCAUUUCUGCAUUUCCUGCACUCAUUUGAGAUCAUUUCCACAUUGCCACAUAGGGCUGCAUGAUAUGGUCAAUCAAUCUAGGCCAUAUUUUUUACUAAAUGUUGCAAUUGCGAUUUUACUUGUGAUUUAGAGCAAAACACUUGGGUGAACUGUUGGAAUCAUGGCAAUAUAAUUAUUAUUCAAAUUCUAUAGUUAGAAUAUAAUAGUGGGCACUUUGAAUACAGUGUUUGAUAUGACAACAAAUGAAAAUGCCAGGGAGGAGUUAUUGUGACAGGGUAGGAACCAAAGUGUUGACAAGUGUUUCCUAAUAAUCUUUGGCUACAUUGAAUGUUUUCUCUUAGCUACUUAAAACAGCUAACAUAUUCUUGCUUUGAGUAUUCCUCAAUGUAGGUGUAGGUCUACACUAUCACUGGUAUUAUCAGGCUGUAUAGCUAGUUAUGUUUGCUCUGACCCAGAACAUUUAUUAGGUAGCUAACAAUUAGUAUUAGCGGCAAACAAGAUUUAGGCCCAACUUGCUAAGAAAAGACAAACUAGCUGUUUGCAGAUGUAAGAAACACAAACUAUUAGUGUAAUUAUAGAACGCUAGUGGAUUUAUAUUAAGAAGCAAAGUGGAAACAGCAUCAUUGUCAUCAACAUUGUUGCAUGUGCUGCAUUGACCAUGCAGACUGAUCGCAAGUGUCUCAUGGUCGAGCAACAACAAAUGCGCUCCUUGAGUGACAGGGGGCGGGACUAGGUCGUGGGGUAAGCGGCAUGGAAAGAGAGAGAGUGGAGAGAUGACUCCAGUAUCGAAGUAAACUAUAAAAAUUGACGUUACACACGGCGUAUCACAUUUAACAAACCAAACAUUCAAAUACCGUUAUAGAAAGUAAAGUAAAAACGCAAACCGGUCCGUACCGCCCAGGCCUAGCCCGAACCAUGAAAAACAGCCCCAGACCAUUAGUCCUGCUCCACCAAACUUUACAGUUGGCACUAUGCAUUGGGGCCAGUAGAGUUCUCCUGACAUCCGCCAAAACCAGAUUCGUCCGUUGGACUGCCAGAUUCAUCACUCCAGAGAACGCGUUUUCACUGCUCCAUAGUCCAACUGCAGCAAGCUUUACACCACUUCAGCCGACGCUUGGCAUUGUGCAUGGUAAUCUUUGGCUUGUGUGAGGCUUUUCAGCCAUGGAAACCCAUUUCAUGAAGUUCCCGACGAACAGUUAUUGUGCUGACGUUGCUUCCAGAGAUAGUUUGGAACUCGGUAGUGAGUGUUGCAACCGAGGACAGACGAUUUUUACACACUUCGCGGCUGAGCCGGUGUUGCUCCUAGACAUUUCCACUUCACAAUAACAGCACUUACAGUUGACCGGGGCAGCUCUAGUAGGGCAGAAAUUUGAUAAGCUGACUUGUUGGAAAGGUGGCAUCCUAUGACGGUGCCACGGUUGAAAGUCACUGAGCUCUCCAGUAAGGCCAUUCUACUGCCAAUGUUUGUCAAUGGCGAUUGCAUGGCUGUGUGCUCUAUUUCAUACACCUGUCAGCAACGGGUGUGGCUGAAAUAGCCGAAUCCAGUCAUUUGAAGGGGUAUCCAUAUACUUUUGUGUAUAUUGCGUUAUUUUAUGGCUGGUUAUGACACCUACAUAAUAGUGUCGAAAUCCACCACACAAGGCAAAACAUUCCAUUACACCAGUGGUUCCCAAUCUUUUUUGGUUAAUGUACCAACCUUUUUUGGUUAAUGUACCAACCAGAACAUUUUGCUCUGCCCGGAGUACCCCUGAAGUACCCCCUCAUGAGCAUUUGACCAGUAAGCCUAUGGUCUCAUGAGUAUUCUCAAGUACCCCCUGUGGAUAGGCCUAGUACCCCUGGUUGGGAAACACUGCAUUACACCAUAGGCUACGUGUCAACAGUAUUUUUAUGUCAUACAGUGCAUUCGGAAAGUAUUCAGACCCCUUGACUUUUUCCACAGUUUGUUACGUUACAGUCUUAUUCUAAAAUUGAUUAAAUUGUUUUUCCCACUCAUCAAUCUACACACAAUACCCCAUAAUAACAAAAUGAAAACAGGUUAAAAAAAAGCAGGUUUUUAGAUUUUUUUGCUAAAGUAUUAAGAAUAAAAAACUUAAAUAACACAUUUACAUAAGUAUUCAGACCCUUUACUCAGUACUUUGUUAAAGCACCUUUGGCAGCGAUUACAGCCUCGAGUCUUCUUGGGUAUGACGCUACAAGCUUGGCACAUUCUUCUCUGCAGAUCCUCUCAAGCUCUGUCAGGUUGGAUGGGGAGCAUUGCUGCACAGCUAUUUUCAGGUCUCUCCAGAGAUGUUCGAUCCGGUUCAAGUCCGGGCUCUGGCUGGGCCACUCAAGGACAUUCAGAGACUUGUCCCGAAGCCACUCCUGCAUUGUCUUGGCUGUGUGCUUAGGGUCGUUGUCCUGUUGGAAGGUGAACCUUCGCCCCAGUCUGAGGUCCUGAGCGCUCUGGAGCAGGUUUUCAUCAAGGAUCUCUCUGUACUUUGCUCCGUUCAUCUUUCCCUCGAUCCUGACUAGUCUCCCAGUCCCUGCCGCUGAAGAACAUCCCCACAGCAUGAUGCUUCCACCACCAUCCUUCACCAUAUGGAUGGUGCCUGGUUUCCUCCAGACAUGACGCUUGGCAUUCAGGCCAAAGAGUUCUUGGUUUCAUUAGACCAGAGAAUCUUGUUUCUCAUGGUCUGAGAGUCCUUUAGGUGCCUUUUGGCAAACUCCAAGCGGGCUGUCAUGUGCCUUUUAGUGAGGAGUGGCUUCCGUCUGGCCACUCUACCAUUAAGGCCUGAUUGGUGGAGUGCUGCAGAGAUGGCUGUCCUUCUGGAAGGUUCUACCAUCUCCACAGAGGAACUCUAGAGCUCUGUCAGAGUGACCAUCAGGUUCUUGGUCACCUCCCUGACCAAGGCCCUUCUCCCACGAUGGCUCAGUUUGGCUGGGCGGCCAGCUCUAGGAAGAGUCUUGGUGGUUCCAAACUUCUUCCAUUUAAGAAUGAUGGAGGCCACUGUGUUCUUGGGGAUCUUCAAUGCUGCAGAACUGUUUUGGUACCCUUCCCCAGAUCUGUGCCUCGACACAAUUCUGUCUCCGAGCUCUAAGGACAAUUCCUUCGACCUUCGGCUUGGUUUUUGCUCUGACAUGCACUGUCAACCGUGAGAUCUUAUAUAGACAGGUGUGUGCCUUUCCAAAUCAUGUCCAAUCAAUUGAAUUUACCACAGGUGGACUCCAAUCAAGUUGUAGAAACACCUCAAUCAAUGGAAACAGGAUGCACCUGAGCUCAAUUUCGAGUCUCAUAGCAAAGGGUCUGAAUACUUAUGUAAAUAAGGUAUCAGUUUUUUAUUUUGAAUGAAUUUGAAAACAUUUAGAAAAACCUGUUUUCGCUUUGUCAUUAUGGGGUAUUGUGUGUAGAUUGCUGAGGAAAAUGUUUUAUUUAAUCGAUUUUAGAAUAAGGCUGUAACGUAACAAAAUGUGGAAAAAGUAAAGGGGUCUGAAUACUUUCAGAAGUCACUGUAAAGUGUUACCAAGUAUUGCAUCACAAUACCAGGCAGCCAAUGCAAGUGUACCCAUUGGUUUACCAGUCAAAUUGCCAGGGUUAGAGGUUCCAAGCCCGUUCUAUUCAUUCUAUUUAGUUGUGUGAUGCUGCUGCAUUGUGGGGGGCAUUGCCUAGGUAACCGAAGUGUCCUUUGCUAGUUUCUUGUUUCAGCAAGGAGCAACAAAGCAUCAUCACGUUGUUAAGAGCAUGUUACCGCAGAAACCGACUCAACUGCACGAAUGGCCCCCAUCCCGUCUUCAGUCAGCUGUUCGUUAUUUUUUUUAUUUUUUUUAAUACGGUUAUGAUGGUUAUUUAAUUUUCAUGGUGGUCUUCAUCCGUAACCGUCAGUUACACUGAUAUAUUGUAACACGCGCUGCUGUUGACAGUGACAGCUUUAGAUCCCAUGCUUCUUGUGUGUCAUUGCCUUGAGAACAGACACAUCAUAGAGUAUAUGAAUGAUUUACAUUUACAUUUACAUUUUAGUCAUUUAGCAGACGCUCUUAUCCAGAGCGACUUACAGGAGCAAUUAGGGUUAAGUGCCUUGCUCAAGGGCACAUUUACGUCAUUUAGCAGACGCUCUUAUCCAGAGCGACUUACAAAUUGGUGCAUUCACCCUAUAGCCAGUGGGAUAACCACUUUCCAAUUUUAUUUUAUUAUUUUUUUUUGGGGGGGGGGGGGGGGUAGAAGGAUUACUUUAUCCUAUCCCAGGUAUUCCUUAAAGAGGUGGGGUUUCAAAUGUCUCCGGAAGGUGGUGAGUGACUCCGCUGUCCUGGCGUCGUGAGGGAGCUUGUUCCACCAUUGGGGUGCCAGAGCAGCGAACAGUUUUGACUGGGCUGAGCGGGAACUAUGCUUCCGCAGAGGAAGGGGAGCCAGCAGGCCAGAGGUGGAUGAACGCAAUGCCCUCGUUUGGGUGUAGGGACUGAUCAGAGCCUGAAGGUAUGGAGGUGCCGUUCCCCUCACUGCUCCAUAGGCAAGCACCAUGGUCUUGUAACGGAUGCGAGCUUCAACUGGAAGCCAGUGGAGUGUGCGGAGGAGGGGGGUGACGUGAGAGAACUUGUGAAGGUUGAACACCAGACGGGCUGCGGCAUUCUGGAUGAGUUGUAGGGGUUUAAUGGCACAGGCAGGGAGCCCAGCCAACAGCGAGUUGCAGUAAUCCAGACGGGAGAUGACAAGUGCCUGGAUUAGGACCUGUGCCGCUUCCUGUGUAAGGCAGGGUCGUACUCUCCGAAUGUUGUAGAGCAUGAACCUGCAGGAUCGGGUCACCGCCUUGAUGUUAGCGGAGAACGACAGGGUGUUGUCCAGGGUCACGCCAAGGCUCUUCGCACUCUGGGAGGAGGACACAACAGAGUUGUCAACCGUGAUGGCGAGAUCAUGGAACGGGCAGUCCUUCCCCGGGAGGAAGAGCAGCUCCGUCUUGCCAGGGUUCAGCUUGAGGUGGUGAUCCGUCAUCCAUACUGAUAUGUCUGCCAGACAUGCAGAGAUGCGAUUCGCCACCUGGUUAUCAGAAGGGGGAAAGGAGAAGAUUAGUUGUGUAUCGUCAGCGUAGCAAUGAUAGGAGAGGCCAUGUGAGGAUAUGACAGAGCCAAGUGACUUGGUGUAUAGGGAGAAAAGGAGAGGGCCUAGAACUGAGCCCUGGGGGACACCAGUGGUGAGAGCACAUGGUGCGGAGACAGCUUCUCGCCACGCCACUUGGUAGGAGCGACCGGUCAGGUAGGACGCAAUCCAGGAGUGAGCCGCGCCGGAGAUGCCCAGCUCGGAGAGGGUGGAGAGGAGGAUCUGAUGGUUCACAGUAUCAAAGGCAGCAGACAGGUCUAGAAGGACAAGAGCAGAGGAGAGAGAGUUAGCUUUAGCAGUGCGGAGAGCCUCCGUGACACAGAGAAGAGCAGUCUCAGUUGAAUGACCAGUCCUGAAACCUGACUGGUUUGGAUCAAGAAGGUCAUUCUGAGAGAGAUAGCAAGAGAGUUGGCUAAAGACGGCACGCUCAAUAGUUUUGUAAAGAAAAGAAAGAAGGGAUACUGGUCUGUAGUUGUUGACAUCAGUGGGGUCGAGUGUUGGUUUUUUGAGAAGGGGUGCAACUCUCGCUCUCUUUUUUUUUUUUACUCUAGUCUUCUCUGGGAUGAGUGCACACAGAAACAAGCAGCGCCAUGUUAAGUGAUGCUGUUUUUAGACUGCAGGACCCUAGUCCCCCAAAAAUCAUAUUAGUCUCUAGUUCUCUACGGGGAUCCAGUAUUUUGGGUUCAAUAGAUAGGUCUAUCACCUUUUUAUGUCUGGCUGGUGAACGUAGCAUGUAGCUGCUCUAGUGUGAUGACUGAUGUCUGAGUGAUUUUGCGUGAUAUUAUGUAAACUAUGGCGUGCUCUUGGAAGGUGGGUGCACUUAGGUCACAUGGGCUAGCUAUGGGGUAGAGGAUGAGAUUACCUUGCCUCUUUGUUAUUGCCAGCUUUGCCCCCACCCCUUGGCACCCCUUGGCCUGGAAUGAGCAGGGUUGGGAAUGGUUUAUCCCAAAUGAGACUCCAUGCAUGCCCCCCAUUCUGCUGCUCUCGCACUUCAGGUGACGUUAUGGCCCCUGGGUCGUGAGCCCCCCCAUUUAGAGCCCCCCUCCUCUCCCUCUCUGUUAGGGACAGUCAGGACCUUGCUGUCACCCCCGCCCCCCCUCCCCCAUGAAGUCACUGGGCUGGUGUAGCUGUGUUCUGUGGGUAAGUGGGCAUGACCAGCUGGCUCCUGGGGGGGGUUAUUUUGGACCGCUGUAGCCGCAGCAGCAGGUUGCAUAUUGUAUGUUGAAAUUGUUAUGAGCGGAACAAACCAGCUCUGGUUCUAAACACGUGUGCAUGAUUUAUCCACCCCAUGGACUCAACACAUGAAAUGCAUACCAAACACACGCUGCCUGACACACAUACAAUAAACAGCUUCACAUGCUCACAAACAUCAUGCUUCCAGAUUUCCGUAGGCACUAGGCCUAUUUUAAGAGGCUUUGAAGUGGUAAUGAACCUGGGAAUAAUCAGCAUUUCUCAGGUGUAAACAUUUCCCCGGCCGGCGUGACAAACUCUUGAAAUCGAUUAUGAAUGCUCUCGUGUGAGGGGCGAUAUGGAAACCCAAAGGCCAUACUAAUGGAUUAUGUAUGUGUGUACUGUCUGUUUACAUGUAGGCUAGCUGUGUGUGGUAAACAAGUGUUUAUCAAGACGCAUGUCACCUAUGCUGUGACAGAUAUGAAAAAUAACAUUUGUUCCAUUUUAAAUUUAGUUUACUCUUGUCAGACAGUUUGAUGUUAGGCAUUAUUCAUUUUGAGCUAGGCCUACUUUAGAUUUAAAAAGCAGUUUCACGUUCACAGCUUUGUGUUGGCAGUCCACAGACACACCCGCACACUGAUUAUCAGAGCUGACUAUUUUGACAAUCUCGUUUGUCUUUCAGACAAGUGUGUGUCAAAUCUAAUCUAAUUUUAUUGGCCACAUGCGCAGAAUACAACAGGUGCAGACAUUACAGUGAAAUGCUUACUUACAGCCCUUAACCAACAGUGCAUUUAUUUUUAAUAAAAAAAGUUAAAUAAAACAACAAAAAAGUGUUGAGAAAAAAAAGAGCAGAAGUAAAAUAAAAUAACAGUAGGGAGGCUAUAUAUACAGGGGGGUACCGGUGCAGAGUCAAUGUGCGGGGGCACCGGCUAGUUGAGGUAGUUGAAGUAAUAUGUACAUGUGGGUAGAGUUAGUGACUAUGCAUAAAUAAUUAACAGAGUAGCAGCAGCGUAAAAAGAUGGGGUGGGGGGUGGGGGUGGGGGGCAGUGCAAAUAGUCUGGGUAGCCAUGAUUAGCUGUUCAGGAGUCUUAUGGCUUGUGGGUAGAAGCUGUUGAGAAGUCUUUAGGACCUAGACUUGGCACUCCGGUACCGCUUGCCGUGCGGUAGCAGAGAGAACAGUCUAUGACUAGGGUGGUUGGAGUCUUUGACAAUUUUGAGUGCCUUCCUCUGACACCGCCUGGUAUAGAGGUCCUGGAUGGCAGGAAGCUUGGCCCCAGUGAUGUACUGGGCUGUACGCACUACCCUCUGUAGUGCCUUGCGGUCGGAGGCCAAGCAGUUGCCAUACCAGGCGGUGAUGCAACCAGUCAGGAUGCUCUCGAUGGUGCAGCUGUAGAAGUUUUUGAGGAUCUGAGGACCCAUGCCAAAUCUUUUCAGUCUCCUGAGGGGGAAUAGGCUUUGUCAUGCCCCCUUCACGUGUGUGUGUGUGUGUGUGUGUGUGUGUGUGUGUGUGUGUGUGUGUGUGUGUGUGUGUGUGUGUGUAUGUGUAUGUAUCUCUGUAUAUGUAGUAGCUCAUGAGAUUGGAGGCUCAGUUCAAGAGGGGCUUGUAUGGUUCAGUGGAGAGAGGGGUCGGAGCAAAUGAGACCCCAAUGCCAGAGAGAUGUGCUCUGUGCAUAUCAUGUUCCUAUCCUCCCACUGUAUGUUUAACAUCCUCACCUAUUGAAUCAGCUCUCUCUGCUGACUAGCAGCAGUGCUUCUCAGUGAUUAGUGGGAUAUUUCAAUGCCUCCUCCAAUGGAGGAGCUGUUGCAUUUAAAGCCCUCAAAUGCACUAUCCUUUUAAUCACUUACCAACCAAGUACCAUAUAGGCCUUAGGGCUGGGCAAUAUGGCCAAAAUGUCAUAUCACUAUAUUUUUCACAUUUUUGAUGAUAUUUGAUAUUUUUGAAUUAUAAAAGUUAUACAUUUUCUUUGAGUUGUGCAUGACCCUAGGGUGGCAACACGUAAAUUAUAAGUGAUUUCAAUGGGCUUUCUCCAUUCUGAUUGUUUUAUGCUGUUCAAUCAAACUUCAACCAAAGGUGUAUCUCAUUUGAGAUAAUUUCCACACUGCCACGUAGGGCUGCAUGAUAUGGGCAAAAAAAUGGAGGCCUUAUUUUUUUACCAAAUAUUGCAAAUGCGAUUUGACUUGCAAUUUAGAUAAUAACUCUUGGGUGAACUGUUGGAAUCAUGGAAAUAGAAGGAUUAUUCCAAUUCUAAAGUUAGAAUGUAAUAGUGGGAACUUUGAAUACAGUUUGACAUGACAAUGAAUGAAAAAGCCGGGGAGGCGUUCAUAGAAUUAAGAAUUAGAAUACUAAUAGGAUCUCUUUGGAGGCGUUAUUGUUACAUGGUAGGAACCAAAGUUUUGGUCAGUGUUUCCCAGGGGAGUGGGACCCUAUAUUCUUUGGCUAUAUUAAAUGUUUUCUCUUACUUCAUGUAGCUAACAUAUUAAUGCUUUGCCUAUUCCUCUCUGAUUUAGAAGAUAUUGUUGCACAAACAACAUGCUGAUUUAGGCCUACAUUAGCACUGGUAUCAGGCUGUAUUAGCUAGCUACGUUUGCUCUGACUCAGUAAAAUUAUUAGCUAGCUAGCUAGCCAGCUAACUAGCGAUUAGCAUAAGUGGCUAACACGCCUACUUUAGCCACCAGUUGCUAAGAAAAGAUAAACUAGCUGUUGCUAGCUAAUUUGUCCUGGGAUAUAAACAUUUGGUUGUUAUUUUACCUGAAAUGCACAAGGUCCACAGAUAAAAGGGUAAAUCGAGUUUGUUUCUAGUAAUCUCUCCUCCUUCAGGCUUCUUUUUCUUCUUUGGACUUUAUAUGGAGGUUGGCAACCAACUUUAAGGUGUAUUACCACCACCGACUGGAGUGUGGACCUCAGUUCAUCUUUCAAUCACCCAUGUGGGUAUAUGCUCCUAAACACCAAUGAGGAGAUGGGAGAGGCGGGACUUGCAGCGCGUCAAGCUUCACAAAUAGAACCAAGUUCUAUUUUAGCGCCUGGCUACACAGACGCUCGUUGAUGCGCGCGAGCAGUGUGGUGUAAUGAUUGAGUAGCGUAUGUGUACAUUUAUUUUGCGACGCGAGCGGUGUGGUCAGCAUGUAUGCCAACAGAGCGCUGGUUCAUCCUGUGGUAUUUUUGCAUCGGUUAUGGCGAUAGUGUAACGUCCAUUUUUAUAAUUUACUCCGCUACUUGAGUCAUCUCUCUCCGCUCUCUCUCUCUCUCUCUCCAUGCUGCUUACCACACAAGACCUAGCCCCGCCCCCUGUCACUCAAGGAGUGCAUUUGUUGUUGCUCGUUACUUGCGUUCAGUAUGCAUGGUCAAUGCAGCACAUGCAACAAUGUUGAUGACAACGAUGCUGUUUCCACUUUGCGUCUUAAUAUAAAUCCACAAGCGUUCUACAAUUACACUUAGUUUGUUUCUUACAUCUGCAAACAGCUAGUUAGUCUUUUCUUAGCAAGUUGUCACUAAAUCGUGUUAGCCACUAAUGCUAAUCGCUACUUAGCUGGCUUAGUGUACUGAGUCAGCUAAGUAGUUCCCUAGGUCCCCUAGAAAACACUGACCAACACUUUGGUUCCUACCCUGUAACAAUAACUCCUCCCUGGCAUUAUAAUAAUUAUAAUAUAAUCAUUCCAUUUCCAUUAUUCCAACAGUUCACCCAAGUGUUUUUAUCUAAAUCGCAAGUCAAAUCGCAAUUGCACAUAAAAGAAGGCCUAGAUUUAUUGCCAAUAUCGUGCAAUAGGGUGGCAGUGUGGAAAUCAUCUCAAAUGAGUGCAAGAAGUGCAGAAAUGGAUGAAAAUGCAGAAAAAGGUUUUUAGUUGAAGUUUAAUUGAACAGUAUAAAACAAUCAAAAUGGAGAAAGACCCAAAUCACUUACAAUGUAUGUGUUGCCACCUUAGGGUCUUGCCCUACUCAUAAAGCAAAUAUAUAAUUUUUAUUAUUCCAAAACAUAAAAUACCGUCAUACUGUCAGAAAUUAGAAAAAGACUGUGAUAUGAUAUUUUGGCCAUAUCGCCCAGCCCUAUAUGGAGGUACAGGUAGGUCAAAAAUAGCCUCCUCUCCCAGUCACAAUACCUCAUGUGGGGCUGAAAUAGACACUGUGGUGGGGGCUGGCUGGGUGCUGGAGAGUUGAGAGACCUGUCUGUCCUCAUCGGGGGGCCAUAGGAAACAGUGGAGAAUGGUGUGAAACAUCACUAAUAAGGGCUAAGAGGCUUUGUAUUGGAGGAAGCAGAGUGAUGAGCUCUUAUUAAGUUUGGUUGGAUUCUGGUCACAUCGAGUGUAAUUACAGUUGGGGAAAGUAUUUAGUCAGCCACCAAUUGUGCAAGUUCUCCCACUUAAAAAGAUGAGAGAGGCCUGUAAUUUUCAUCAUAGGUACACGUCAACUAUGACAGACAAAUUGAGAAAAAAAAAUCCAAAAAAUCACAUUGUAGGAUUUUUAAUGAAUUUAUUUGCAAAUUAUGGUGGAAAAUAAGUAUUUGGUCACCUACAAACAAGCAAGAUUUCUGGCUCUCACAGACCUGUAACUUCUUCUUUAAGAGGCUCCUCUGUCCUCCACUCGUUACCUGUAUUAAUGGCACCUGUUUGAACUUGUUAUCAGUAUAAAAGACACCUGUCCACAACUUCAAACAGUCACACUCCAAACUCCACUAUGGCCAAGACCAAAGAGCUGUCAAAGGACACCAGAAACAAAAUUGUAGACCUGCACCAGGCUGGGAAGACUGAAUCUGCAAUAGGUAAGCAGCUUGGUUUGAAGAAAUCAACUGUGGGAGCAAUUAUUAGGAAAUGGAAGACAUACAAGACCACUGAUAAUCUCCCUCGAUCUGGGGCUCCACGCAAGAUCUCACCACGUGGGGUCAAAAUGAUCUCAAGAACGGUGAGCAAAAAUCCCAGAACCACACGGGGGGACCUAGUGAAUGACCUGCAGAGAGCUGGGACCAAAGUAACAAAGCCUACCAUCAGUAACACACUACGCCGCCAGGGACUCAAAUCCUGCAGUGCAAGACGUGUCCCCCUGCUUAAGCCAGUACAUGUCCAGGCCCGUCUGAAGUUUGCUAGAGUGCAUUUGGAUGAUCCAGAAGAGGAUUUGGAGAAUGUCAUAUGGUCAGAUGAAACCAAAAUAGAACAUUUUGGUAAAAACUCAACUCGUCGUGUUUGGAGGACAAAGAAUGCUGAGUUGCAUCCAAAGAACACCAUACCUACUGUUAAGCAUGGGGGUGGAAACAUCAUGCUUUGGGGCUGUUUUUCUGCAAAGGGACCAGGACGACUGAUCCGUGUAAAGGAAAGAAUGAAUGGGGCCAUGUAUCGUGAGAUUUUGAGUGAAAACCUCCUUCCAUCAGCAAGGGCAUUGAAGAUGAAAUGUGGCUGGGUCUUUCAGCAUGACAAUGAUCCCAAACACACCGCCCGGGCAACGAAGGAGUGGCUUCGUAAGAAGCAUUUCAAGGUCCUGGAGUGGCCUAGCCAGUCUCCAGAUCUCAACCCCAUAGAAAAUCUUUGGAGGGAGUUGAAAGUCCGUGUUGCCCAGCGACAGCCCCAAAACAUCACUGCUCUAGAGGAGAUCUGCAUGGAGGAAUGGGCCAAAAUACCAGCAACAGUGUGUGAAAACCUUGUGAACACUUACAGAAAACGUUUGACCUGUGUCAUUGCCAACAAAGGGUAUAUAACAAAGUAUUGAGAAACUUUUGUUGUUGACCAAAUACUUAUUUUCCACCAUAAUUUGCAAAUAAAUUCAUUAAAAAUCCUACAAUGUGAUUUUCUGGAAAACAAAUUCUCAUUUUGUCUGUCAUUGUUGACGUGUACCUAUGAUGAAAAUUACAGGCCUCUCUCAUCUUUUUAAGUGGGAGAACUUGCACAAUUGGUGGCUGACUAAAUACUUUUUUCCCCCACUGUAUUAGACAAGGCCUAUUAUGUGUUGUGGUUCUGCCCUGCUUUUCAGGGCUGAGCGUCUAGCACUGAUUAAAAAAAACACUGUUUUUAAUUGGACUUUGGGAUCAAAAGGUUGUCACUAUGAAGUGUGAACAUUUGUGUUAGACUGUUGCAACAAGGCGUGAAUAAUUAAUACAUGUUGAAAGGGUGUAAACGGUCCUCUAGUCUAGUGCUCUGAUGUGUUGCCACAAUCAUGACUAUUAGGCUAUUUAAUUUAAUUGGGCUCAUAGUAUUGCUUUAUUUAUGGCGUUUCAGUGUAACCCUAGCAUGUCACAGACAUCUUGGUGAUAAAUGUAUUUUCCAAAGCAACCUUAGUAAAACGUAAAGAUGUUCCGCUGCAUUAUAGUUCAGGGCCCACAAACAUUUUUGAGGAACAGAAUCAGAACCGGGAACAAAAGUGAUCUAUACUGUUCCGUAACAGAACCUGUAUUUUCUUAAAGCAUGGGAACCGGUUAAUAACUUUAUUUUACGUUCCGGGCAUUUUUUUCAGUCCCACAAAAAAUGCAACAAAGCGCCUAUGCAAAGCCUUAACUCUAUCACUCAGAAACUUUUUCCAGUGUUUGCCUGCCAACUGAAAAUCUUUGCCAGUGUGUGUGUGUGCGUGUGUAGGCUACCUGCCCCUCCCCCUCCGAAGCAUAGGCUACUGUAGCCUACUAACGUUACAAGCGUGAUUCAGAAAUUAGGGAGAGUUUUUAAUUACAGAAGAAUGGAUUAACUUUUUCAAUGCUAGUUAAGGAUACUAUAGUUACCAUGUUUCACAUUGGAUUUAUUAACUACAAAAAGGUAAGACGUGUUUUUAAUUCUGGUGCCACUCUGCACACACAAGCUUGUUAGCUAGCUAGCUAGCUACGUCUAGUCCAACGUUAAGCCAACUCUCUGAAGUUCAAAGACAUUCAAAGUUCCUCCAUAGAACCGAUCCGCCGUAGGUACAAUUCUGUGGGCCUAAUUCAGAUAAUACAUGUCAUAACAAGAUACCCAGCGCUUCAAGCCUCCCCACCCUCUCUUGCUUUCUCCCCACCCGCCAAAAACCAGAUCAUAUCUCACGCCCUACUCUUGUCUGUCCAUCUCGCAUGUAAACAACUAUAGCUUGCACACUCCUAAGCUGCUCUAUCCGCAUUGAUUGGUGAAGUAAUUAAAUGUCGAGCUAAAUGUAAUAAUGUUUUCUUUCAGAGGUUUAAAAAGGAACAGAAAGGAAUUAUAUAAACCGGUACUUUUUGGGGGGUUCGAAACAGAUCUGAACUUGGAAUAGUGGAACGGAACGAAAGUUCAGAACGAAACAAUUGGAAUAUAAUUACCAUUCCAACCCCUGCAUAGACCUAUAUAUUUCAGUUAUAUUAAAAAUCAAUUUCAUGUUCAUUCAAUUGAGUUAAAUUUAGCUAUUUGUAUGCUACUGAAUAGGGAAUAGUUACAGGGGAAAGGAGCUGGUAUGAAUGAGCCAAUUGGAAGCUGGGAAUGAUUAGGUGGCCAUUAUGGUAUGAGGGCCAGAUUUAGCCAGGUCACAAUUUGACUCAAUAUACUGUAUUUAAUGAUGUGUAACGUGUGCAAUCAUGUGCCAAAUCUUGAUUUAGUGCAUUAUUAUAGGGUAAGCAUUACAAUUAGCCGCCUCAACAUUUGUAGCCAUAGGUGGUAAUAUCUCUCUAGGAGCUGAAUUGGUAAGGUAAGAUUUGAAAGGGAGAACGCUGAUCCGAGAGCAGCACUGCCUUUCUUUCGAUCCUAUCAGUGUUGACACAUGCCUCAAUGACACACUUAACAAACGUUCUCUCUGCGUGGUCAUUGUAGGAAAGUUGCAUCGUUAAAACACUCGUAAGCCUAAAUUCAAUCGCUAUCUGGAAACCGGGCCCAGCUCGUUAAUCAGAAGUAAAACAGGUAAUCUGCGAGAUAAGCCAUAUCUUGAUUGCAUCUCAUCUCAUACCAUCUUCUUGAUUUGUUUGUCAGAAGUAGCCUAGGCCUACUGUAGUAAUUCCUUCUCCCUUUUAUUAUUCUAGGACUUAACUGUCCUACAACAGUUUUUCUAUUAACUUUCAUCUUCUGGCAGAUGAAAGUGUAGGGUGCCUUCUUUCGGAUGGGAUGUUAAACAGGUGUGCUGACUCUCUGUGGUCACUAAAGAGCCCAUGGCACUUAUCGUAAGAGAAGGGGUGUUAACCCCGGUGUCCUGGGAAAAUUCCCAAUCUGGCCUUCAUACCAUCAUGGCCACCUUAUCAUCCCCAGCUUCCAAUUGGCUCAUUCAUCCCCCCUCCUUUCCCCUGUAGCUAUAUCCCAGGUCGUUGCUGUAAAUGAGAAUGUGUCUCAGUCAACUUACCUGGUAGAACCUCCUCUCUUCCACUGCAUCAGAUAUCUGUAUAUAAUGACAAGAGGCUCAUGUCUCCACCCUAACAAUUAGGGCCGGGACGAUACCAGUAUCGUGAUACUCAUUAGUGUCGUGCCAAGGAAACAAAACACAAAGCAAAUUUUACUUCUUUAGGAAAACAGCCCAAAUGUUGGAAACAAACAUCAUUAUGUUGUCAUCCAGAGUCACAUUUAUUUAUUUUACAAGCUAUAGCACACAAUCUUACAUACAGCAGGUUUUUAAAGGACCAAAGAGUUUAGUCUGCUUCAUGUUCAAAUUUUUGCCAUGGAAAAAAUAUUGUGAUACUGGUAUCAUCACAGCCCUACUAAUAAUUAGAGUCGUUGUCCCAAAGGCGGGAAGGCAGGCGACAAGCUUUGGUCCAAAAUAAGCCCAUUGAAACGCAUUGGGCUUGUUUUGGACAGAUUUUUGGCGAGAGUGAAACCUCUCGCUUCACCUUUUCCUCUCUGACUGCACUGCCAGCCAGGCAGAAACUCCCCUGUUCCACUGCACUGCCAGCCAGCCAGAAUCUUCCCUGUUCCACUGCACUGCCAGCCAGGCAGAACCUCCCUUGUUUAAAGCCGAUUUAUGGUCAAUCCAAAUGAUGUAUUGGCUGUACAGCAUUUACUGCGAUGCAGCCUCUGCAGAAGUGAGCGCAUUCAUACUUCUUGCACUUCGCAGAGCUGUUGUGAAGGAAGUUGUCAAGGAAGUGAGUUUGUGUUUAUACAGGACAUGCCGGCCCUACCUACCGUAAACCAAUCAUGUCAAUGCAGAGCUAUACAGAGCCCUCCGCAUUGUUAAAACAUUUGGGAGGCACACAGCGAUGAGGUACGGAUAUUGAUUUGGCCUCCGCAAGCCUCCGUAGGCUCCGCAAUUGCGUCACACCCUCCGUACGGAGCCUCCGGACCGCAUUGCCUGAUCAAGCAUAAAUAGGCUUUUAUCUGCACUGCCAGCCAGGCAGAACCUCCCCUGUUCCACUUCACUGCCAGCCAGCCAGCCAGGCAGAACCUCCCCGGUUCCACUGCACUGCCAGCCAGCCAGCCAGCCAGGCAGAACCUCCACUGGACUGCCAGCCAGCUAGGCCAGACAGAGUGCAGCUUGCAUUAUUAAAGCCCCAACAUGAUCGGUGUAACUCCCACAGUUCAAAGCCAGAUGCUGAGCACUGCUGACUGUGCUGGUUAAAGGUAGACUUAGCAAUGCAUGAAGUAAGCUGAAAUAUCGGGUCGAAUUCAGCAACAACUAUGACCAUUGGAGCAUGAGGCUAACUCCACUGUUUUGGUCCUGUAGUUAUCACGUUGUAGCAGCGUGAAGCGCACCCAUGCACAUGUGCAGAUACUCUGUGUGCCUGUGUGAGAUCAAAGUGUUGCAUCGCGCUCAUCUGAAUAUCUGCGUUGCUGCUCACACCAACAUAUCGCUGAGUCUCAGUUUAAUAUUAUAUUAUUUUAAAGCCCAUAUUUGGACUGAUGUCUGCAACUCCCAGUUCAAAGUCAGUUGCUGAGCAUUGCUGACAGUGCUGGUUAAUAUUAUAUUAUUUCAAAGUCCAUCUAGGGACUGAUGCUGCAAAAUUGGGCAAGCUUAAAGGACCGUCUUUUGAUGAAAACACGGACAUGCUUGUGCACUAAAAAGUAUUGCUCAAAUCCAACAGAAUAUAACAUUGCGUAAAUGACACAAUUUCAUGUGUACAACAUCUGCAUCACUAUACUGGGAGCUUUGCUGUUUUUAAAAGGACGUUAUUGUGUGUUUUUGGAGCUUUGUUCAUGUUUUCUGCAUGCCCACAUUCUGCCGAAUGAGCCUGAGGAGGUCUGUCGCUGUCACGCCCUGGCUCUGGGACUCUGUUAUGUUGAGCCAGGGUGUGUAGUUUCUAUGUAUUUGUGUUCUAGGUUCUUUAUCUAGCUCAUGUGUUUCUGUGUUGGCCGGGGUGGUUCUCAAUCAGAGGCAACGAGUGUCAGCUGUUGCUUGUUGUCUCUGAUUAGGAACCAUACUUAGGCAGCCUGUUUUCCACAGUGUUUUGUGGGAUCUUGUUCCGUGUUGGUUUUGUGUUGUAAACCAAGGACUUCACAUAUCGUUUUGUUGUUUUGUUCGUGUGUGGUACAUCAAAUUAAAGUAUGUUCGCAUAUCACGCUGCGCCUUGGUCCACUGUGUUUGACGAUCGUGACAGAAGAUCCCACCAAUACUGGACCAAGCAGCGUGUCCAGGAGUACACGCCGGAGGUAACUUUAGCGGAUGUCCACCUCGACUGGGUCAAGCAGCGUGAGGAGGAGAUAGGUUGGACUUGGGAGCAGAGGAUGGAGAGUCUGGCGAGAGCCAUGGAGGCCAUAUCCACGGGGGAGAGACAAGCCCAAUAAAUGUUUAGGGGGGGGCUCACACCGUGGACGACGGGGCUGCUGGAGGCAGAUAAGGGGCGAGUUAGUGGACGAGGAGAGAAGGCCACCGGGUUACGGGAGCCAUUGGCGAGUAGAGGGAAGGAAAAUGUAGAGGCACGGCGAGAGGUACUGAGGUGUGUUGCCAGUCCGGUCCGGCCCGUUCCUGAUCCCCGGGUAAGGCCAGUGGUGUGUGUUCCCAGUGCGGUCCGGCCUGUUCCUGUCCCUCGCACCAAGCCUGUGAUGCGCGUCGCCAGCCCGGUCCGGCCUGUUCCUGCCUCUCGCACCAAGCCGACGGUGCGCGUCGCCAGCCCGGCCCGGCCUGUUCCUGCUCCCCGCACCAAGCCAAUGGUGCACGUCGCCAGCCCGGCCCGGCCUGUUCCUGCUCCCCGCACCAAGCCAAUGGUGCGCGUCGCCAGCCCGGCCCGGCCUGUUCCUGCUCCCCGCACCAAGCCAAUGGUGCGCGUCGCCAGCCCGGUCCGGCCUGUUCCUGCUCCCCGCACCAAGCCAAUGGUGCGCGUCGCCAGCCCGGCCUGUUCCUGCUCCCCGCACCAAGCCAGGGGUGCGCGUCGCCAGCCCGGCCCGGCCUGUUCCUGCUCCCCGCACCAAGCCUGUGGUGCGCAUCGUCAGCCCGGUCCGGCCCGUGCCUGGGUCACCGGUGCCUGGUCAGGUACCGGUCAGCUGCUCCAUAUCGGAGCCUAAGCAAUCCGCUCCACCGAUGUCCAGCUCCAGCCAGCGGGGCCAGACCGGACCAGGGGCGCUACGGGGGGAUUGUUGGAGGGUGGUGGUCAAGCCCGGAGCCGGAACCGCCUCCAAGGAGGAAUGCCCACCCGGCCCUCCCCUGUUCGGUUUAUGUUUGGCGUGGUCGCAGUCCGCGCCUUUGGGGGGGGGGGUACUGUCACGCCCUGGCUCUGGGACUCUGUUAUGUUGAGCCAGGGUGUGUAGUUUCUAUGUAUUUGUGUUCUAGGUUCUUUAUCUAGCUCAUGUGUUUCUGUGUUGGCCGGGGUGGUUCUCAAUCAGAGGCAACGAGUGUCAGCUGUUGCUUGUUGUCUCUGAUUGGGAACCAUACUUAGGCAGCCUGUUUUCCACAGUGUUUUGUGGGAUCUUGUUCCGUGUUGGUUUUGUGUUGUAAACCAAGGACUUCACGUAUCGUUUUGUUCGUGUGUGGUACAUCAAAUAAAAGUAUGUUCGCAUAUCACGCUGCGCCUUGGUCCACUGUGUUUGACGAUCGUGACAGUCGCUGGUAGGGUAAGUUUCUCAAAACCAAGUGAAAUCACAUAAAAAGUGUCUGUACACUUCUAUAGCAUGCCAUUUACAUCCCAAAAUAGAGAUUGUCCUUUAAGCAUGGUGGUGCAAUGCCCUGACUGUUGAUAGGCCUAAUCCAAUGUGUCAAUGUUUGAAACUGUCCCUUAACAAAUAAACUUUAUUAUUAAAUUGCCCCAUUUCUGGGACACCAUUUUGCGUCCUUGCAUCAGUACAUUUAUUACAAAAUAAUACAUCUACUUACUUACUGUAGCCAAACUGUGGUUUAUGUUACCUUAUGCUAGUACUGUACCAGUACAGGUCCAUGAGGAAUAAUUAAAGCAGAUAUGUGACCCACCACCUGGAUUCGGUCCUAUGUAGCAAAAUUAGAAAUUGUGUUUUUUACAUUGUAUAAAAGUAGAGACUCAGAGCUAGAAAAUGGUAUCCCAUACACUGCAGUUGAGGAACAAUGGGAAAGUAAUUCUGCUUUGAAAGUUGAUAAACUUGUAACCCCACUUUUGAGAAAAUGGGCCUUGAAUGUUUUGGUACACCUACCGGAGAGCUCUUCUUUGUUUACACCCAUUAAGCAUCGUUCACAUCCUCUUAAGCUUUAGCCCCAUCCAUCUCUUUAAGGAUUCACAUGUGAGGCCAUGUGCUAAACAGAAUGAGUAGUGUAGUAAACAACCAAAGAUUUCAAGACUAAAAGUGGUAAAAGUAGUAGCCUACAAUAAGGAAAAACUCCAGGUAAAAAUACACUUUAUCUAGUCCUUGGCCUAUAUCCUAAUCUGACUUUGGUGCAGGUCAUGUUGUUCUUCAUAUUACCGUCUCUGGUAAACACACACUAUAUCAAAUUAAAAUCUAAGUUUAUUUGUCACAUGCACAGGAUACAGAAAGUGUAAACAGUACAGUGAAAUGGUUACUUGAAUAGUAGCAAUAUCAAAAACGGAAAGUGUCCAGAUAAAAAUAUUUUAUAAUUAUUCGAUGACACUUACCCAGACACACUUGUCCAAAUUGUUGGGUCAUGUGAAAGAAAUGCUAUAACCGGCCCCCAGUCACAUCUAGCUAAGUGGAUGGGUCACUAUUGUCUAGACAUGUACACAUGUUCAUGAAAUACAAUAUAUUGCCAUAAUCACCCCCAGACACACCUGGCUAACUUGAUGGGUCAUGUAAUCAUCUGGCGAAGUGGACUCUUUUGUUUAGACAUGUAGCUAGAUAGCUAGCUAGCUAAACAAUGAACUGGCAUAAUCCCAACUCAUGCUACUACCAAUACAAACAGAUUGUCAUAGCUGUAGUAUGAAUCUGCAGGUAGCUAAAGCUAACCAACUAGGUUCAAUGUUAGCUAGCUAGCUAACAGUAGGCUAUAACUAGCAAUGAAAACAACUUUCUGACAAAAUUAGAAACGUAUAAUAUCUGAAAAUGUAGCUAGACUCUUACCCGUAUACGUGGAUGAAUGCUUCAUGGCAGACUGGAACCAUUUAAAUCCAGCAUUGUGUCAAGUCACUCCGUGGCGUGUGCAAAAAGUAGCCCAUCGCAACUUUUUCCAACUGAUCUGUCGAUAGUGCCUGUUAAAUUCAGGGCAUCAAUGUUGUUGAGAAAAGUAGCAAAACUUUUGCAGUUCUCGAUGGCUAACGUUAUAUCUUUCAAAAAAGCUGUGGUAGAAAGGAUUAUCAACACAUACUGAGCAGCUCACGUUAUAGACAGAAGCAUGCUACAUGGCAGACCAAUCCAAACUCAUCUCCCAGCAUGUCCAGCCCAACCAUUAUCUCAGCCAAUCGUGGCUAGUGGGAAGGUACCAGUCUUUUUCCGUGGCUAAACCAACUAGGCUCGUAAUUUAACCAUUUUAUUUGUAUUUACAGAUGGAAUACAAGUUUGUUAUUAAGGCACAUGAUAGUUCACAUGUUCCAGAAGGCAUUUCUGCCAAAAAAUACAUUUUGAUUUAAAAAAAAAUGUUUAUGUUCAAAUGCCUCUCCUGUGAAGUAGUGAUGCACGACAUACGCCUAGUUUCCUGAAACAAGUCACAUAUAUGCCUAACCCCCUUGUGUAUGGGUAUUCAAAUCUUACCCUACAAGUUCCGGAGCUUGCUGGGUUUCUGUUCUACCUGAUAAUUAAUUAAUUAAUUACUCCCACCUGGUGUUUGGGCUCUAAAUCAGUCCCUGAUUAGAGGGGAUUUUUUUAAAUAAGCAGUAGAACUGGCUUCGAGGUCCAGAUUUGAAUUUGAGGGCCCAAGUGUAUCUCACAACAAAGACUCGCUGGAACUUCCUUGUGAUAAAGUACCAUUACCUUUCCUCCAGAGGAUGGAAAAAUAUGAAUCUAGCCUCGUAUGACCAUCCUGAUCUCACGAGCGUACAGUAUUCUGUUUUGCUACACGGAUUCUGUUAAAUGAAGUGAAACGAGAGUGCAGUGUUCAGGAUGGUAGAUCAGGCUAACAUUUCCUAGCUCAGGUGCAGGAAUACUGUCAAAUAGGCUUAUUCCCGAAGACAAUACAUGAUAAUAGGCUGAUAUUCCUGAAUCCUGAAACCAAUUUAAACACACUGAAAUGCUCUGUGUGUCAAAGCAGCUUGUUCUCUGCAAAGGCACCAAAAGCUGUUGUUCCCCAUGAAUAUCAGACAGACAUCCAUCUUGUUGGUGAUUUCGGUGGUAAACCUAGACUAAUGGCUGGAUGUGCUGUGAUGCCAGUCUGGCGGUCUUAUAAUGUCAUCUUUAUACGCCUCUGGCUCUGUCAUGGUUUCAACUAUCAGUUUAUUGGUCCAUUAAAGGCCUAACAUCUCUUUCCAUCUCUCUCUCUUAGGGUCUAGACGAGGAGGCCAUCAUCGACCUUGGGAAGACCAGCUCAACCACCCACACCAACUAUGAGACGGAAGACCUGGAAAGUAAGUCUAGUCUAGGCUUCUUUCUUAGUCCAUACAGCCCUACCAACUUACUGUACCUUUGUGUAUGUCUAUGCCUGUGUGUUCAUUCCUGUGUGCAAUGUGUUGGAGAAAUGGUGUGCCAGUUGAAUUGGCUCAAUUCAGUCAAUUGCAUCGAAUUUAAAUGGAAUUGAACCCAACCCUGGUUCCAGUCAGCCUGUGUGUAUGUACCAGUUUGUGUACCUGCCUUUGUUACUGUUGUGUCUAGAUGCCUGUUUUUCUGUCUCUGUGUGGAUGAUUCCUGUCCACAUUAUAGGCCUAGAUACGUGCUGUGAAUAGAAAGAACAGGUGUUGCUGGUUUUGUUUCUCAGGGGGCCUUGGCAGAUUAAAGCCAGCCCCAGCCUGGCUCUCCUCACCUGCAGCUUUCCAGAAGGGUACGUUCAUUAGCCAGGCAGAAAUGAGCCCACAGACAUAUGGCAAAUGUAAUUGUCAUGUACAGCUUUAUUCAAGUCCAGCUGGAUACUCUGUGGUGCUGGUUGGAAUAUCCGGCUAUAUAAAAAUAAAACACACAAAAACCCCCACGAUUUUCCCAAAUUAGUGUAGAGCUUUGGUUUCAAUUUCAAAAGAAGGACUUCCAAUGGCAUGAUAUUGAAGCUUGCAGUAAAGUACACUGUAUGGUUGACCAAGAGAGUACUAAAUGGUCAGUCUAUGGUCAUACAAAUCAGUAUGAUGAGUCACUUUUUAUUAGAGGUCAAUGUGUGUGUCAUGAAAAUGACUACUUUCAAUUUAUGUAGAAAAAUCUAAAUAAACAAAAACUGAGAUACAAGGUUUUUCCAGGAAGCGGGCGAUAUUUGAGUUAUAUUUAUUUUAGAAACAGAGCUGGCAGUGAGCCAGUUGUUAUUGAAACCAAUCCUCUGUGGUCCUUCUCCUGGGAACAAGGCAGAGAGAGGAGAGGGUUUUAAAGGAAGUGUCAUUGCGGCUCACGUCUGGAGAACGCAGCUAGCAAAUAACAUCAUUACCACAUGUACUGUAUUCCCCAGGCCUGUGCCUGUCCUCUCUCUCUCUCUCUCUCUCUCUCUCUCUCUCUCCAUUAUCCCUCUCCUUUCCCCUGUUUUGUUUCUUGUAUUUUUGUCUCUCUUUAUCCCUCUCAAACACUAUAUCCCUCUCACCUUCUACUCUAUCUCUAUCGCCUUCAUCUCUUUUUCUUUGUAUAUCCAUCUGUUAGACUCAUGUCUUUCUCUUGUCUUUUCCUUUCCCUUCUCCCCUUCUCUUACGUCUUGUUUUAAUUAUUCCCAGAGUCUAUUGGCACAGAAAACUAGGACAUUUGCAUUUCAGAGCAAGAAACCAACAAACAAUGAAAAUAAACACAUUUGAAAAAAGUGAUGGUAUCUUUUCCUGUCUAAGUAGGUUAUUCACAGGAAAUGGAACCUGGUCAUCUGUAAAUCUCUCUCUGGUUUGGUGUGAUGUGUCUCAGGCCACAGGGCGGUCUACGUCGGGGUCCAUGUGCCGCUGGGCCGGGAGAACAAACGCAGGCACCACCGCAGAGGCCACAAACACCACCACAAGAGGCGGGAGCGGGAGGAGGACCACGAGGAGGAGGACCCCACUUAUGGUAACUAACUUCUACCUUAAAGUCCAGUAAAAAGCACGAGCUGACUGUUAGAAAUGUUAGUAGAGGUGCUGACUAAAGGAAUAGUCAACUUUGUAAAAACAGAAAAAAAUUGCUGACAACAAUUUAAUAGGUUAACAAUUUUCACCCAUUAAAUUGUUGGGAGCAUACAGUGCCUUCGGAAAGUAUUCAGACCCCUUGGCUUUUUCCACAAUUUGUUACGUUACAGCCUUAUUCUAAAGUGGAUUUAAAAAAAUCAUAAUAAUCAGCACUCUACACACAAUACAUGUUUUUAGAAAAUGUUGCACAUUUAUUACAAAUAAAAAUCUGAAAUACCUUAUAUACAUAAGUAUUCAGACCUUUUGCUAUGAUACAUGAAAUUGAGCUCAGGUGCAUCCUGUUUCCAUUGAUCAACCUUGAGAUGUUUCUACAACUUGAUAGGAGUCCAUCUCUCGUAAAUUCAAUUGAUUGGACAUGAUUUGGAAAGGCACACAUCUGUCUAUAUAAGGUCCCACAGUUGACAGUGCAUGUCAGAGCAAAAACCAAGCCAUGAGGUCGAAAUAAUUGUCUGUAGAGCUCCGAGACAGGAUUGUGUCGAGGCACAGAUCUGGGGAAUGGUACCAAAAAAGUUCUGCAGCAUUGAAGGUCCCCAAGAACACAGUGGCCUCCAUUAUUCUUAAAUGGAAGAAGUUUGGAACCACCAAGACACUUCCUAGAGUUGGCCGCCCGGCCAAACUGAGCAAUCGGGGGAGAAGGGCCAUGGUCAGGGAGGUGACCAACAACCCGAUGAUCACUCUGACAGAGCUCUGGAGUUCCUCUGUUGAGAUGGGAGAACCUUACAGAAGGACAACCAUCUGUGCAGCACUCCACCAAUCAGGCUUUUAUGGUAGAGUGGCCAGCCGGAAGCCACUCCUCAGUAAAAGGCACAUGACAGUCCGCUUGGAGUUUGCCAAAAGGCACCUAAUGACUCUCAGACCAUGAGAAAGAAAGAUGAAGCUGAGCCGCUCCUAGAUGUUUUCCACUUCACAAUAACAGCAUUACAGUUGACCGGGGCAGCUGUAGCAGGGCAUGAAUUUGACAAACUGACUUGCCAUGUUGAAAGUCACUAAGCUCUUCAGUAAGGCCAUUUACUGCCAAUGUUUGUCUAUGGUGAUUGCAUAGCUGUGUGCUCGAUUUUAUACACCUGUCAGCAACGGGUGUGACUGAAAUAGCCGAAUCCACUAAUUUGAAGGGGUGUCCACAUACUUUUGUAUAUAUUGUGUAUAUGGACGCGAUCCAGUUGUUCGUUCUAUAUGUUCCGUUGCCAUGCUUGCUUGCAACGUUCUUAUCCCUUGCUUGUUAUCUAGCCAACUAGCUAUGGCUAACACAGUCACGACCUCUGCAGCCAGAAUAACAGCAAAGUAGCUGCAUUUGCGUUUUUUUAAGCUGUUUUCUAUUGACAUUCAUUUGGAUACAUACCGAUUUUUUUUUGCCUGGCAUAGCUAGAAAAGUUUGUGUUCUCGUCAGGACACUCGACACUGUUAAAUACGAGGAGAUCACAUUGCAUAUCAAACGCUAGGCUAGAAGCUAGCUAAAUAGUUUGUUGCUAGCAAACCUGCCAAUAUGACAACCGAAUUCAAAAAUAUCAGUUGCUGAAAACAGCUGGUCAAACCAGAAACGAGGGAGGAUUUGACAGCAUAGCGCAACAGUAGGGACCGGAGAAAUUAAUGUUCAUCACUUGCCAUGUUAGGUCAUCAGAUGCUCCAAAAAAGUACUUAUUUGCAAAAACAAAUCAAGCUAAGUUUUUCCUUGUUGGACCUGCGUUUACAAUGUAUCCAAUUUCGGUUUGUGUGGUUGUUGGUUUAUCUUCGUAGCAACACAACAUGACAAAUUGAAUUGUCUGACUGUCGUUCACUCUCUCGCUCUUUUAAUCUAUCCAAUGUCCAUUCCUCUUCCAAUGGUGAAUUUAGCUCCAGGAAUUCUGACGUUAUUGUUUUGCUGAUUCACUCAGACUUGAGUUCUAGCUCUGUUCUUUCACAUUUACCUAUUUCUACUCCCACCACACCACAUUUAAUUAUUCCACUCUUUGUAAUGCAGAGGGAUUCACAGCACUCCAUUCAGAAGCUAAGCUUUGGCUCCUGCUCUUCCCACACUCUCCUCAUCUCUAUAUCUCCUGUUAUCUCUCCCCGCCUCCCCCAUCUAGACACGCCCUCCCAGCGGGUGCAGUUCAUCCUGGGUACCGAGGAUGACGAUGUGGAGCACGUCCCCCAUGACCUGUUCACCGAGUUGGACGAGCUGUCCUUCAGGGACGGGAGCGCCACUGAGUGGAAGGAGACCGCCAGGUAGGUCACAGCCCAGCCCAGGUUCCAGCCUCCAUACUCCAGGGUCCAUGUGGCUUUAGAGAAGCCAUGUUAUCAUGCCAUUCUUUGUUCAUUCAGGUCUUGAUUCAACAGCACUUUAUUGGCACUGUAGGUUUUCCCUGAAACGUUGAUGAGUUUAACUUUGCAUCUUUCGAAUUUUGAAGUCGUCUCCUUGACUGUGGUAAAAUAUUCCGCUUUUUAAUGGCCAAAACUGUAGGCUGGUAGACUGUCGUGGCCUUAAAAUUGCCUGUGGGGGCUGGGGAAUGGUGACGCAUCUUGUAUGUGAAGGUGUGAUUAAUGGGUAAGAUUGACAGAGCUGCCUACAGGUCUGACUGUGAAUCAGUCUAUCUUAGUCAUCCUUCAUAGCCAUGGCACCAUCACCAUCCCAGACAAUGUAAGCCUACGCUCAUGGGCUCAGACACAAAUACACAGCAAUCUACUGCUCUUAAAAAACUAGUUAAAAGCUUAAAAAACAUAAUCAAACGUUUUCCAUUACCUCUCAAAAGUGAAAAGCUCAAGGCAAGGCAAAAUGUCUGUUUCUUCUGCUCAAGUUGUUCUUAGUCAGCGUUUGGGAAAUGGAAGUAUGAGUAUUGAAGCCAUAUAAAAAAAAUUGUGUGUGGGUGUGUCUUGUGUCUGUGUGUGUGUGUGUGUGUGUGUGUGUGUGUGUGUGUUUGUAGGUGGUUGAAGUUUGAGGAGGACGUGGAGGAUGGAGGGGAGCGUUGGAGUAAGCCCUACGUGGCCACCCUGUCUCUACACAGCCUGUUUGAGUUGAGGAGCUGCAUCCUCAACGGCACCGUCAUGCUGGACAUGAGGGCCACCUGUAUCGAGGAGAUUGCAGGUACAUUCAUGUCAGAAGAAGUUUGUGUGUACACAUGUGCAUGCUAUAGGAUUAGCUAGAUUUGUUUGUGCACCAGAGGUAAACAAUGAUAAACAAGGCAAUAAUAAAGUUGGUUGAAUAGGGUGACAUUUAAUUGAUCUCUCUGUGUGUGUGUGUGUGUGUGUGUGUGUGUGUGUGUGUGUGUGUGUGUGUGUUUAUGCAAGCUCAUUUGCAAGUGUGUGUGUACCAAUGGUGCAACCUCCAAGUGAACAACAAAUACAAGGCAAUACAAUUCGCCUGUGUGUGUGUGUGUCCAGACAUGUUGAUUGACAGCAUGGUGGUGUCUGGCCAGCUGGAGGAGGAGCUUCGUCAGAAGGUGCGUGAGGCCAUGUUGAAGAGACACCACCACCAGAACGAGAGGAAGCUCAGCAACCGCAUACCGCUGGUGCGCUCAAUCGCAGACAUAGGCAAGAAACAUUCAGACCCGUUCUUGCUUGAGAGAAACGGUGAGAUCCCCUGCGCCGCGCACACUCCAUUUCUUUUUCCUCAUCCUCGAGGGGGUUGAAAUAAUCUUUAUAAUCCUUGGUAUUCCAAAAAAGUAAAGGUGACAGCAUCUGCCAUUUAGCAGACACUUUUAUUAAAAGUGACUUACAGGACAGUGAGCGCAUACAUUUUAGUAUGUGUGGCCCCAGCGGGAUUCGAACCCACGAACCUGGCGUUGCUAGCGCCAUGGUCUUACCAACUGAGCCACACAAGACCAAAUACAUCAUGGCUGUUCAGGAGGUGUCAAACUAAUGAUGUGAGUAGAUGCCACAAUGAGGAUAUAAGCCUCAUAGAGACAGCUGCUACCCCCCACUGUGAAAGAGAAAUCUGGGUGCGGAUGGUGCGAGCAUGUGUGGCUGGCCUGGCUCAGGGUUUUGCCUCUGAGAAUUAACAAUGGCUUCUACUCCAUGUUGGAAUGGUUGGGGUAAUGCUCUUCUUGCAGUUCGACAUGUUUUGUUUAUUGAGCAUGACCUCAGGUUGUGGUGUGUACUCAGAGUAUGGUGUGUGACUGUUUAUGUGAAUGAAAUAAUUAGGUUGUGCUACAGUUGCAAUGGUCUCUGGUCUCUGUCCUACUGUCACAUUUUGUUUUAUUGAAUGCAUUAAAUGCAAUAUUGCCUUGGUAUAAAAUAUGUGUGAAAUGUCAUAUAUUGCAUAGCUUGCUUGCACUGUAUGUAUACCAAACAAGUGGACCGAUAUGAAAUAUGACUGGUUUAUUUGUGGUUCUGUAUUUGUAAGUACAAUAUACUGUACACUGACACUGUGCUAACCAACCCACAACUCUUCUCUUGCCUGCAAGCAUCUCUCUACCCAAAAUGCUCUCCCUUGGUAUGUGUCACUGUGUGAUUGGUGAGUGGACAAGCUUAUUGUUCCCUGUGGACACCUCACCUCUCUCACCUUUCCCCUGCAAGAACCUCUCAACACCUCUGUUUCUCUCUAACCACACUCCUCAGAAGCUCCCACCACCUACCUUCUGCCCCCAGAGAAUGUACCCCUAAAACCACCUCUCUGAUUAAAUCCUCCCUCAUAUGUUUCUCCUUUUUCCUCCCUCCUCCUUCCUCCCUUUCUUCUCUCCCUCCUCUCCCUUCUUUGUUGUUGUGUCUUCCCGCCACUCCAGGGGAGGGCCUCUCCGCCUCCCGCCACUCCCUGAAGCCGGGGGCCUCCGUCUCCAACCUGUCCCAGAGGCAAGAGUCCCGGGUCUCCGUCCUCCUCAACCUCCUCCUGCCCAACUCCUCCUCCACCUCCGCUGGGGGGCCCUCCCCCGGACCCUCGCCCCUCACCACCCCCCAGAACACGCCCCCUACUCCCCGCCGCUCCCCAAACCCUCCCCGUGCCCCUGGCCCCGCCCCGGGCGGCCAGGCCAUCCCGGAGGUUGUGGUGUCACCGCCUGAGGACGACGAGUCGCCACCCACCGCCAUUACGAAGGAUGAGGAGGCAAAUUCCGCUCGGCAACCGUCGCUGCAGACUAGAGGGCUCCAGCAGCUGCCCUUAGAAGGCAAAUAUCUGUGUAGCCUGCCAGUGUGAGUCACGGCUUGAACAGAGAACACUAGCACCAGCAUGCUGGCUGUGCCCUCCUUCUCUACCCUACCACAAAUCCAUUAUCAACCCCAGCAUGUUAACUUUUUAUACCCCUCCUCUAUUGACUCAACAAGACCUCACACAGCUCUCUCUCUCCACCUCUGUUUUUCUCUACCUCGUUCCUUUCUUGCAUACCUCUGUCUCUGUUUCUCUAGUCUAGUCUAUCAAAUCAUCUUUCUGCACUCUCUCCCUUUCUCUCAUAUCUCGCUCCAUUCCUAGACUAUUUAUUGUUCACAUUCCUUUCUCUCUCUGUCUCCACCUUUCUUCAUCCAGCCCUUCCACACUACCCUCACCUUGCUUGGCUUGGUCCCUCCACUUCUCUUUGCUCAGUGUGUGUGCAUGGCUCUCCUCGAAAAUGGAAAAUGUAUUUUAUCAUUUACCAUACCAUAGUUCUGCAGGGUCCGACAUUAACGAUGGCCCGCUGUCCCGGGUAAAAACAUGUGUUGGGCCCGACCAGGCCAGUAACUUCUCAGUGCAUUUUGUAAUUCCAGUUCGACAGUUACCUGCUGUGUAAUCACUCAUGGACAGAUCUACGUAAACAUAACUGGUACCGUAGAAUCUCUUGGGAAGGAAUGGGAUGCCUGGGAUAGCGAGUAGCAGUAGUUCUGGUGUUUUGGGUUUUUUGUAACUGGUUAUUUGGGCAAAUCACGAUUUCGCAGGUGUAAGCAUCUUUCGAAUUUCAGAAUGGGAGAGGAUAUUCGGCCCGUAUCUUGCAAAGAGAGAGGGUGGAGCUGCUCGUUCCGGUUGGGCUCCUCGUUCUAGCAUCUCUUCAUCUCUUCUCUCCACACGUAUGGACCCAGAACUUAAUUGAGCAGCUGACUAAUUACAUGAAACUUUAGUUUGGGGUUAACCGAGAUUAUCUGCUGUGUCGCAGUCUUGAAAACCAUUGAAGACUACACGUGGAAAAGUCAUGAUGGGGCGGCGCACUAUUGGCCCAGCGUCGUCCAGGGUAGGGGAGGGAAUGGCCGGCAGGGGAUGUAGCUCAGUUGGUAGAGCAUGGCGUUUGCAACGCCAGGGUUGUGGGUUCGAUAAAAUAAUGUAUGUGCUAACUGUAAGUCGCUCUGGAUAAGAGCGUCUGCUAAAUGACUAAAAUGUAAAUGUAAAUGUAAUGUAUUUGAGCAAUAUGAUUGGCCAUUCAUUCAACCACGCUCCUCGCGAGUCACAACUUCUCAAGCAGUACAUACUGUAAAUUGAUGCGUUCACACAUCACACGUGAGCUGUCCAGAAUAAAAAGAAGCACUCACCAAUCCAUUUCCUUUAAGGAAAUUGAUUUAUAAAAGUAAACCUUCAAUAGUGAGCAUACAGUACUAGCAAUGUGCUGGCUACUGUUGAUAAUCUGCACAAAGAAUGCUACAAAAAGACAUCUAGCAUUCAUCUUGGCUAAUCUACUUUAGCCAGAUUAAUAUAUUCUCUUUUGAAAGGCAGUUGUCAUAAUGGCGCAGCGUCCUAUUUUUAGAUCUUCUCAAAAUAACAUGCAAUUAAUACAAUGCAAUUCUAAAUAAUUAUAUUGCUAGAUUCUAUUAUACAGCUUUUUAAUACAUACCAUAAUAAACAAAUGUAGCCUAUUAUUAGCUGAAUAUAGAGAGAAAGCAUGCCAACAUAUAGGCCCUGCAUGACCCCAAUGCAUUUUAACUACACCAUGUCCGGGCCAGUAGAAAUUAUGUUUGGGCCAGUCGAUUUUUGGCCAACUGGCCCAACCGGGCCAGUGAGAAAAAACGUUAAUGUUUCACCCUGGUUCUGUGAUAUUUCUUUGUCCACUUUUUCAUUGCAAAUCUUUUUUUUUCAUUCAGUCUUAAAAUGAAAACCUGAAGGCGUUUAAUCGACUGGAUAUUUUCCAUCCCUUGAAGCCUGUUUAGUCCAGUCAGUGUAAGAGAUGAGUCGCCAGGUCUCAUAUCAUGGCAUAUCUUCCCAGUUACUGUCACUGCUCUCCAUGACUGUCCCAUUGUGAAUAUACUGUACAGCCAGGACAGACUUAAACAACUUCAAAUAUCUUGUCUUUUUCCAGAGCAGAGUCGUUUGGCGUCUCUCCUCCAUAAUUCCUGAGUAUAAACAGACAGACGUCUCAGACGUUUUCCCCGUAAAGAGUCUAGUGAGGGACUGCUACAUGUGCAAACAGCAUGCUAAAUAUAAAGCCAUAGAGAGGGGUUGGGGUGGGAGGGUUUUAACGUUGGCACGUAACUCUCUCAGUCCCAGUGACAUCCACAGUGACUUUUUGUUCUUUCCGGAACUGGAUAGUAUUUAGCCCCUGUAUUUAUAGCAGUGUGUGUAGAAGAGAGCUGAACUGGAAGGUUGGGUCAUGAGAACUAGAGACUUCUAGUUUGGAGGGAAACAUGAUUUAAGGUGGGCAGCUGGUUGUCUUAUUAUAGGUACUAGUGUGGUUCUGUAAUCUUCCAUUACUUCUGUCUAGGAUGACAACGUUUGCCAAUAAACUAUAUACUGUCCUUGACCACGUUGUGAGUAUCGCUCGAGUGAAGUCCAUGCUUGACAACAUUUGCCAAGAAACUAUAUACUACAUACUUACUUCACCUCGUUCUGAGUAUCGUUCAUUUGAGUUUGAAUCCCAUGCUUGCAUAGACAGGCAGUUUAGGAUGAUUUGAAGGAGCUGUUAGGCUAGACCUUAUAACACCCAAAGCAGCUAUCUCACCAACAAAAGUGCUUGGUAAACCACCUCUCCCUAAUGGCAGGCUAUAGAGAGUUAUUGUAGAUUCAAUCGAGCGUAAAAUGCCCUCAGUGCAUCCCAUAUCCCACACACGAUGAAUGCAGCUGCUCAUUCCAAAUCAGGCCCUGGGGUCACUUUAGGCUAUUCUUCACCGUUAGUGUCAGCUAGCUACAUAAUCGACCCUGAGAGUUAUAACUGCAAUCAACACUAUAUCAGCAUCAGGGGAGUCAGAGCAUCAUCAAUCUUCCUACCAAGGCUUAUAUACAGUUGCGGCCUAAAUAUAUUGGCAACCUUGCACUUUUCUUAAAUAAUUCCCUAUUUCAUCUAAAAUAAGUUGAAAUUGAAAAUAACAUUUGGUCUCCACACCUUUAUUAUUGGAUUUUCAACAUUGCAGAACAAAUUGUAUUUUUGUAAACUUAAAUUGGCAUGGACAAAAUGAUUGGCACCCGGAGCUAGUACUUGGUUGCACAGCCUUUGGCCAAGAUAACUGCCAACAAAUGCUUCUUGUAGCCAUCAAUGAGCUGCACCUUUCUACUGGCAAUUUGGCCCACUGUUCAGCAGCAAACUGCUGUAAUUCUCCAAUGUUUGAGGAUUGCCCUCGACCAACUGCUGUUUUCAGCUCACCAUAGGUUAUGGAUGUGAUUCAGAUUUGAAUUCUUCGCUGGCUACUGCAGAACAGUCCAUAAUUUCUUCUUGAACCAUUCCAGUGUGCUUUUGAUGUGUGUUUGGGGUUGUUGUCCUGCUGGAAGGCCCACAACCUUCAACAGAGACACAGUUUUUGGACAUUGCAAUCCAAAACACCUUGAUAAUCUGCUGAUUUCAUGAUGUCUUGCACACAUUCAAGGCCCCCAGUGCCAGAGGCUGCAUGGCAAUGCCAUAGCAUUAACAAACCUCCCCCAUGUUUGAUUAUGGGGAGGGUGUUCUAUUCUUUAUAGAAUGCUUAAUUUGGUCGUUGGUAAACAUAGGAAGACCCCACUGCUGAAGGAGACACAAGAAAGCCUGAUUGAACUUCUCAUACACCCACCUAAACAAGCAUAAAUCCUGUGGAAAAUGUUCUGUGGACCAAUAAAACAAAAUUAGAGCUCUUUGACAAUACAAAUUAGCGCUGUAUUUACUGACAAAUUAAGCACACCCUCCCUACAAUAAAAAAUGGGGGAGGUUUAAAAAUGCUGUGGGGUUGCUUUGCUGCCUCUGGUACUGGGGGCCAUGAACGUGCGCAAAGCAUCAUGAAUCAGCAGAUUAUCAGGUGUUUUGGAGUGCAAUGUUCAACCCAAUGUCCAAGAAUUGGGUCUCCAUUGAAGGUUGUGGGUCUUCCAGCAGGACAACGACCCCAGCCACACAUCCAAAAGCACCCAGGAAUGGUUCAAGAAGUGAGGAUGGACUGUAAUGAAGUGGCCAGAGACAAAUCCAGAUCUGAAUCACAUACUAAACCUAUGGCAAGAUCUGAAAACUGCAUUGGUGGAGGGCAUCCCUCAAACAAUGAAGAAUUAGAGCAGUUUGCUGCUAAAAAGUGGGUCAAAUUGCCAGUAUAAAUGUGCAGCAAGCUCAUUGAUGGCUACAAAAAGUGUUUGUCUGCAGUUAUCUUGGCAAAAGGCUGUGCAACCAAGUACUAGCUCCGGGGUGUAGUGAUGCGCGGGUUGACUCAUAACCUGCAGUCCCCGCGGUUAUAUCCAUGGGGCGGACUGGUUUAGGGUAAUUCAAUAUUGUGUGACUGAAGGGCGGGUGUGUGGCGGGCGGGUUGAAUAAAGAGAAACAAUACCUUGAAAAAUCCAUGCAAUUUUUAUAGGCUACAUUGAGGUUUUUCUUUCAUUAUUUUAGGCUAUCUGGUAUUAGUGCAUAAGCCUACACUUUAGGGCUUAACUGUAUGCACGCCAAAUAGCCUAUACAGUCAAUCUCCAAAUAAUGCUUUUGGGAACGGGCAGAAAAGUUACCGUCAAUCCACGGAGGCAAAAGGGACAUUGUCGAAGUUGAAUUCAAUAAGACAAAAGCUGCGAAAGGAGAGUUGAAAAUAUAGAGAAGGGAGGGCCAGAAAAGUAAUGUUUGGAAAAUAUUUGGUGAAGUGGUAAAAGAGGAUGAUAGUAGUGCCUGCUAUGUUAUGUGUGAUGAUUGUGAAGCGCUAUAUAAAUUCGACAGUCACAAGACGGGACUUCAAAUAGGCCUAUGGCAUGUCAAGGGAACUGUAGCCUACUGUUUAGAUGGGUUAAAUGGAAACUGAAAUCUGGACAUUGACUGACUAACCAGAAUAACCUACUGUUUUUUGGCAAACUCCAAAGUACUCUAAUAAUACUAGUCCCGUGCUAAUCGACAUCCCUGUGUUUUGAGAGAAAUUUAUGAGUUUGACAGGUAUUGCUCGCGGUUUGAGUAUGAAAACAAUAACUGAUUCGAUAAAUUGAACGAAGUGCUGCGCAUAGCCUAUAUAUGAAGGGCCUACAUGUAUCAACUUUCACAGUGAAUGCUUUUGUUUAUACGUUUUUUGCGAAUGAAUUGAACAUCGCCAAAUGCAUCAUAAAAAAAUAUUGUGCCUAUUUAAUGCAACCCUUGCCGUUAAUAGAUCGCAAAGCAGCAUGUAACAGAGCUAAACGUUUGGAACAAGUUCACUUUCUCACCCAUAGCCUAAAAACACAUAUCAAGUGCAAGUUAGUGUAGUGUAUUGACAAUAUGAUGGUGUUAAAUGUUUUUAAAUGGAACUGAAAGAAUGUUGAUUUUUGGUAUCAAGAGGGAAGGUUUUAGCGUGACGCCACAUAUGACAGACAGGAAGUGGGUUGUAAGAUACGGGGAUUGAACAGUAGAGGGAGCCAUUCAACUCUUGGAAGGCUAUAUAAAGGGGGGAAGAACGGCGGAGAGUUAGAACAUAGGAAGAUUCAUUUGGGACUGGUUCUCCGGACAACGCGGGUCUGUACUUAUGCUGUAACUCGUGGUAUUAAUAAAAUUCUCUAGAACACGAUACAGUCUAAGGGAUUCUUUGAUCGACAGCAAUACCCACCAGCAUUCGACACGAUACCACAUUAGCUAUUUAGCUCACAUCUGAAGGCUGUGGGGCAUUUAGGAUGUCUUCUACUACGGUUCGCUAAAAUAUCCUGAUUAUGAUCACACUUCCUCCAUUCAAAUAUAAUGGAGACACUUUACCAAAGAUGGUUUGGUAUGGUUUAGAAACUUGGGAACCAAGCUCAAGUUAUCAGUGUAGCCUGUUAUUGCCUGGACUUGUUGAAAUAUCUUCACGCCUAGAAAAAAAAAAUAUAUAUAUAUACAGUACCAGUCGGACUGCAGAGUGAAGGAAAAGCAGCCAACAAGUGCUCAGCAUAUGUGGGAACUCCUUCAAGACUGUUGGAAAAGCAUUCCAGGUGAAGCUGGUUGAGAGAAUGCCAAGAGUGUGCAAAGCUGUCAUCAAGGCAAAGGGUGGCUAUUUGAAGAAUCUCAAAUAUAAAAUAUAUUUUGAUUUGUGUAACACUUUUUGGGUUACUACAUGAUUUCAAAUGUGUUAUUUCAUAGUUUUGUUGUCUUCACUAUUAUUCUACAAUUUAGAAAUUAGUACAAAUAAGAAAAACUCUUGAAUGAGUAGGUGUGUCCAAAAGUUUGACUGGUUUUGUAGAAACCAAGAGAAAGAACGUUCUCUAGUAAUACUAGUCCCGUACGAAUAGGGCUAUAGCCGUAAUAAUAACUCCUGCAGAAUUAAGCGUUUCUUGCAGUAAAAUGAUACACCAAAUGUAGGUAAAAAUGUGGACUUGGGAACAGGAGUGGAGAAAUAUGAUUUAUUUCUUUUUGCAUCUUGAGAGAAUAUAAUGCUCAGUUAGAUACCAUCUGUAGAGGUGCUGUCUUUAUCAUAAAAGCAUCAUAAAAGCUGAUAGUAUUUAAACCACAAAAAAUAUGCACUGAAGCCAAACUGAAAUAUUUUCAGAAACAAGUUGGGUUGUUUUCACAGCUUUCUUUUUCCUUACAACCGGUCAAACUGAUGUCAUUUGGACAUUUUGCACAGAAAAUCUUUCCUGUCGUUUUUUGUUGUUGCGUUAUUGUAUUUUCUUCCCAGUCCCUAAACUUCUUUGCUACGCGAAAGAUGACAGAGAAAACUUUACCGAUGUCAACUAGAUUUAAUAAUUAAUUCUGUCGAUCUAUUACAUUAUUCUGUUGAGCAAGGGUUUAUUUAGUCUUCUAGGACAACAUAUAAUGACACAAGAGAAGCUACAUUUAUCUAAUUAUAGACAUGUUGACUAACAAAUUAUGAGCAGAAACAUAUCUAAAUCAGGCAACAACAAAAAAUCCUCCACCCCUGUCAUAAAAUAAUUCUACAGUCUUUGACUGUAGCCUAUGGCACAUUAUCUAUAUUUGCGGGUUAGGGUAGGGUGCGGGGCUCAGAUUUUCACUUGAUCACAUAUAGUCGGGAUGGGUUAUUAGCAAUUGCGGGCGGGUGCAAGUGAACAAACAGCUGACCCACUAACGGGGUGCCAAUAAUUUUGUCCAUGCCUUUUUGUCUUUAUUUUCUGAAUUAAAAUUGUAAACUAAAGUUUAGAAAAAUAAAAUUGGUUCUGCAAUGUUGAAAAUCUAAUAACAAUAACAUAUUUUUUUUAACUUAUUUUUUAAACUUAUUUUAGAAGAAAUAGGGAAUUAUUUAAGAAAAGUACAAGGGUGCCAAUAUAUUUGGCCGCAACUAUAUAUACAGUACACCUACUCAUCUUUUGACUGCCGGAUUCUUUAGUAAGAACUGUCUAAUGAGCUGUCUAAUGCCACGGCAGCACUCAUGCCACAGUGCCACACAUAACAUGUAGUGUCAGCUCUUGGUAUGCAGAUGAAGACAAAUUACCAUAGAGUCAGUAGUGUUCGUCCUCAGUGUGCCCCUGGUUUUGGAAUGAUAUGAUUUGAUUAGUCGGACUCAUUUACUGUACAUAUGAGUGUGGCCGGAGGUCCAGCAUGGAGCGCGCAUUCCGGGUUUAAGCUUCCGGAUGCAUCUCCACUAAUCCCUGUCACUCCCAGGGGCUUUGUAGGGAAUGUGAGCGAUAGCACUUCUGUUCGUCCCAACAUGGCUGCCUCAUAGCCCGCAGGGCCGGGUUACAACAGGUCACAGGUCAAGGAUGACCACAAGGAGGAAACUGUCACCCAUUCAUAUUCAUUUGUACAUUCAUCUACGUUCUAGGUGAUUGAGACAGAGGGAGUGGAGUGUGUGGUGUUGCUAUGUUACAGUUAAUUAAUUUAUGUGGUUAUUUCCUCAAUGCACGUCUCCCUUGCUGAAGUGCUGGCGUUUCCUGUGUACGGCUCACCUCACAUGGCUAUAGGGCGCAUUGAAGUGGGGCGGCGGAGGCGCAAUUGCUUGAACCCUUAUCACUGCAGGCCAUAAUGAAUUUUCAUUAUGUUAUCAAUUUAUUAAGGUCUUUUGAGAUUGUAUAAAUGUAACUCUGUAUCAAAUACUAUUUAGCAGUAUGCAUCUGUAGUCUGGGCCUAUACAAGAGAACCUAUUGAAAAAUAAUUGCAAUUAAUUGAUCAGAGUAUAGCUACAUGAUUUCUGUAUAGAUUAAGGUUUCUCAAAAUUUAAAUUGGAGAACCGGUAUUGUGUUUUGGUGCUUUGCAAACUGUCUGCAUAUGAGUGGUAUAUGAAAAACACAAUAUUAUCAAAAGUAGGCAUUCUAAUCUCAGUAUCCACGAGCAUGUGCCUCGGUCCUCCAGAGCUGACAUUGCUAACACUCUUCUGCCGCUAUCCCCUGUCUGUUUGUUGUUUCAGGGCCACUGAUGUCCACACACUCUGUCCCCAGUAACCUGGAUAGCAGCAGCAAGGCCGGAGACAGGAGGCCCUCCAAAGCUGGGGUCAGUAAAGAGAAUAGCAGUGUGGACUUAAGCAAGGUAACCCCUGCUACUGGGCAAAGAAAGCCCCUCAUCAGCCACAUUCAUCCAUAGGUCCAAGACAACCAUCAUCACCCACUCCCUUCCUUCUAGAACCAAGAGGCAGUCUCAAAGUAAACUGUACAGUGUUUUAAUUCAAUAACUGGGUUUGGUUCAGUGAGCUCUCCCUCAUUAUAUCACUUUACGACUCUUUCAACCAUGAAAUAAAUAGCCUGGCGGCCGUGAGGAGUUAUCAGCUUCAAACCAGCUUUCAUGUGUAUGCCAAGAAACAACCUCAUACUUGCUGGGGGAGUCUAAUCAAAAGAGGGAGAGGGAGACAGAGAGUGUGUGUGUUUGUGGAAAAGAGAGAGAUGCAGAUAUUACCCAUCUCAGUGGGCAAGGUUUCCCAGCUCUCUUACAUAGUUCAAACAAACAACCUUGUGAUGAAAGGGACUCCAUUGCUCAGUACUGCCCUUAUAGCUUCCCUCUACGCCAGUGGUUCCCAAACUGUUGGGUAGGAACUCAGUCCGGUGUUCAAGUUACUCUUGAAAGUUGUAAUAGUAGAAUGCACAAGUUGAAAUUUCAAAAUUAGGUAGUGAUAAUCAGUAUUUCUCUUGUCAUGUCAGUCAUUGCAUACCUUAGAGAGCGAUUUAUAACUUGUCAGAAAUGUCCAGAUCAACUAGCCCAUGUAAGCUAACGUUUUCAGCUAGCCCAUGUUGGAGUCGCUCAAAUAUCACAUGAAUACACAUUAGACAUGGUAAAAUGUAUAGAAUUGCAAGAAAAUAAGCUUUAAACACACAAAAUGUUAUCUCCGCCAGUUUGUGUCAUGAACAGUGCUUGUACCAAUAGAAAUAGACAUGGCGCUGGAUGUUCCCCAAUGCUAGAAGGGGGGCCUGAGUGAAAAAGUUUGGGUACCCCUGCUCUACACCACUAACACCGUAGCUUCCCCCAACCAUAGCAUCUAUCCAUAGCUGCCAUCUGCCACUCAGCAUGAUCCCUCCAUCCCCAGUCAUUCCUUCCUUUCAUUUGAAGUCUCUCCCUACUCUGUUGUGCCCAUUGGGCUCCAGGUAGAUACUGUACAAUGAUAUAACAUACACUGCUCAAAAGAAUUAAGGGAACACUAAAAUAACAUCCUAGAUCUGAAUGAAUGAAAUAAUCUUAUUAAAUACUUUUUUCUUGACAUAGUUGAAUGUGCUGACAACAAAAUCACACAAAAAUGAUCAAUGGAAAUCAAAUGUAUCAACCCAUGGAGGUCUGGAUUUGGAGUCACCCUCAAAAUUAAAGUGGAAAACCACACUACAGGCUGAUCCAACUUUGAUGUAAUGUCCUUAAAACAAGUCAAAAUGAGGCUCAGUAGUGUGUGUGGCCUCCACGUGCCUGUAUGACCUCCCUACAACGCCUGGGCAUGCUCCUGAUGAGGUGGCGGAUGGUCUCCUGAGGGAUCUCCUCCCAGACCUGGACUAAAGCAUCCGCCAACUCCUGGACAGUCUGUGGUGCGACGUGGCGUUGGUGGAUGGAGCGAGACAUGAUGUCCCAGAUGUGCUCAAUUGGAUUCAGGUCUGGGGAACGGGCGGGCCAGUCCAUAGCAUCAAUGCCUUCCUCUUGCAGGAACUGCUGACACACUCCAGCCACAUGAGGUCUAGCAUUGUCUUGCAUUAGGAGGAACCCAGGGCCAACCGCACCAGCAUAUGGUCUCACAAGGGGUCUGAGGAUCUCAUCUCGGUACCUAAUGGCAGUCAGGCUACCUCUGGCGAGCACAUGGAGGGCUGUGCGGCCCCCCAAAGAAAUGCCACCCCACACCAUGACUGACCCACCAUCAAACCGGUCAUGCUGGAGGAUGUUGCAGGCAGCAGAACGUUCUCCACGGCGUCUCCAGACUCUGUCACGUCUGUCACAUGUGCUCAGUGUGAACCUGCUUUCAUCUGUGAAGAGCACAGGGCGCCAGUGGCGAAUUUGCCAAUCUUGGUGUUCUCUGGCAAAUGCCAAACGUCCUGCACGGUGUUGGGCUGUAAGCACAACCCCCACCUGUGGACGUCAGGCCCUCAUACCACCCUCAUGGAGUCUGUUUCUGACCGUUUGAGCAGACACAUGCACAUUUGUGGCCUGCUGGAGGUCAUUUUGCAGGGCUCAGGCAGUGCUCCUCUUGCUCCUCCUUGCACAAAGGCGGAGGUAGCAGUCCUGCUGCUGGGUUGUUGCCCUCCUACGGCCUCCUCCACGUCUCCUGAUGUACUGGCCUGUCUCCUGGUAGCGCCUCCAUGCUCUGGACACUACGCUGACAGACACAGUAAACCUUCUUGCCACAGCUCGCAUUGAUGUGCCAUCCUGGAUGAGCUGCACUACCUGAGCCACUUGUGUGAGUUGUAGACUCCGUCUCAUGCUACCACUAGAGUGAAAGCACCGCCAGCAUUCAAAAGUGACCAAAACAUCAGCCAGGAAGCAUAGGAACUGAGAAGUGGUCUGUGGUCACCACCUGCAAAACCAGUCCUUUAUUGGGGUUGUCUUGCUAAUUGCCUAUAAUUUCCACCUGUUGUCUAUUCCAUUUGCACAACAGCAUGUGACAUUUAUUGUCAAUCAGUGUUGCUUCCUAAGUGGACAGUUUGAUUUCACAGAAGUGUGAUUGACUUGGAGUUACAUUGUGUUGUUUAAGUGUUCCCUUUAUUUUUUUGAGCAGUGUAUAUAUUUUUCUCGGCAUGAUUUCUUAUACCAGUGUUUCCCAAUAUAAAGCUGCGUUCCCGUGGGCAUCACGUGGGACCUGCAGGCCACGCAGAGAUCAUUGUGGUGCGGGUGGCAUUUUUCACGCUAGGGGCGGGAGCGGGUGGUCAGAUAGACAACUUAUUUAGAACGGUUGUCUUUCUGUUUUGCAUGUGUUAUCUAUUGCAUUACAAAACCCUAGAGUCGACGUCCACGCCCCCAUGGAAAUCUAGUUAGCAUAAUACAAAAAAUCCCUAUAAAAAUCUGUCCGUUUAAGCUAGAGAUCUGUUUAGCAUUGGAUGCGUCUCAAUCCACCACAUCUGCCGAUGUCUCACUUCCGCAUCUGCGGUGAAAGGUGGCAGGGCUAGAGCGGUGUUUGCUUUACAACCCCCACAAGCGUCUUGGGACUCAUCUGAAGUCGGUACAGCCGAUCUUCCAACUUCUGUCUGUAGCGUCCAAACAUUUUGGGCUACACGCUAAUAUGACCCCUCUGUGGAAAGGUGAGACUCUCACGAACACAUACAUGUUGUUUUGCUCUAGGAUGCCCAUAGGCCACACAAGACUCGUCUGAAGGUCCCCCGGUACCAGUUGAAAAAAUUAAUGGAAGUAUACAGUGGGGAAAAAAAGUAUUUAGUCAGCCACCAAUUGUGCAAGUUCUCCCACUUAAAAAGAUGAGAGAGGCCUGUAAUUUUCAUCAUAGGUACACGUCAACUAUGACAGACAAAUUGAGAUUUUUUUUCCAGAAAAUCACAUUGUAGGAUUUUUAAUGAAUUUAUUUGCAAAUUAUGGUGGAAAAUAAGUAUUUGGUCACCUACAAACAAGCAAGAUUUCUGGCUCUCACAGACCUGUAACUCCUCUGUAGAGGCUCCUCUGUAGACCUCCACCAGGCUGGGAAGACUGAAUCUGCAAUGGGUAAGCAGCUUGGUUUGAAGAAAUCAACUGUGGGAGCAAUUAUUAGGAAAUGGAAGACAUACAAGACCACUGAUAAUCUCCCUCGAUCUGGGGCUCCACGCAAGAUCUCACCCCGUGGGGUCAAAAUGAUCACAAGCAAAAAUCCCAGAACCACACGGGGGGACCUAGUGAAUGACCUGCAGAGAGCUGGGACCAAAGUAACAAAGCCUACCAUCAGUAACACACUACGCCGCCAGGGACUCAAAUCCUGCAGUGCAAGACGUGUCCCCCUGCUUAAGCCAGUACAUGUCCAGGCCCGUCUGAAGUUUGCUAGAGUGCAUAUGGAUGAUCCAGAAGAGGAUUGGGAGAAUGUCAUAUGGUCAGAUGAAACCAAAAUAGAACUUUUUGGUAAAAACUCAACUCGUUGUGUUUGGAGGACAAAGAAUGCUGAGUUGCAUCCAAAGAACACCAUACCUACUGUGAGCAUGGGGGUGGAAACAUCAUGCUUUGGGGCUGUUUUUCUGCAAAGGGACCAGGACGACUGAUCCGUGUAAAGGAAAGAAUGAAUGGGGCCAUGUAUCGUGAGAUUUUGAGUGAAACCCUCCUUCCAUCAGCAAGGGCAUUGAAGAUGAAACGUGGCUGGGUCUUUCAGCAUGACAAUGAUCCCAAACACACCGCCCGGGCAACGAAGGAGUGGCUUCGUAAGAAGCAUUUCAAGGUCCUGGAGUGGCCUAGCCAGUCUCCAGAUCUCAACCCCAUAGAAAAUCUUUGGAGGGAGUUGAAAGUCCGUGUUGCCCAGCGACAGCCCCAAAACAUCACUGCUCUAGAGGAGAUCUGCAUGGAGGAAUGGGCCAAAAUACCAGCAACAGUGUGUGAAAACCUUGUGAAGACUUACAGAAAACGUUUGACCUGUGUCAUUGCCAACAAAGGGUAUAAAACAAAGUAUUGAGAAACUUUUGUUAUUGACAAAUACUUAUUUUCCACCAUAAUUUGCAAAUAAAUUCAUUAAAAAUCCUACAAUGUGAUUUUCUGGAAAACAUUUUCUCAUUUUGUCUGUCAUAGUUGACGUGUACCUAUGAUGAAAAUUACAGGCCUCUCAUCUUUUUAAGUGGGAGAACUUGCACAAUUGGUGGCUGACUUAAUACUUUUUUUCCCCACUGUAUCUCUUAGAUAUAGGACAGCCACUUCAGAACAAUAAUACGAUAGCCUAAUAUAAAGGGCCACGUGAGAAUAUCUGGUAUUUCCUUAGGCUAUUUUGAUCUUGCCUAGGGUGGCAAAAUGGCUGGAACCGGGGCUGCAAAGCGAGCUGCGUCACAUACACCUCAAAUAACAUUGCAGGACUGUGGUCGGGUUCGGGACCAGUUCUUGCGGGAGCGGGUGGGAGUCGGACAAGAAGUCAGCAGGAGCGGGCGCGGUAUGAAAAGCAGUGGGCAGGAGCGGGAUGGAGAAUUCUGUCCUGCGCAGACCUCUAUUUCACUAACACUAACACUCUUGAUUCAACUAAUCAACUCAUCAUCAAGCCUUUGAUUAUUUGAAUCAGGUGUGCUAGUGCUAGGGCAAAAAAACUCAAAUGUGCUUUGGGUCCCCAGGACAAGGAUUGGGAGACACUGUCUUAUAUAGUUGUUACUCCCUAAAGUCUUUCUCUCUGUCCCAUUCGACUCCUUUAGGUGGACAUGAACUUCAUGAAGAAGAUUCCUCCAGGCGCUGAAGCGUCCAACGUACUGGUAGGGGAGGUGGACUUCCUGGAGAGGCCCAUCAUCGCCUUCGUACGCCUGGCCCCCGCCGUCCUCAUCACAGGGCUCACCGAGGUGCCCGUGCCCACCAGGUAGGUACACUACACCUCUACACCCACUCUUUCACUUCUCUUUCUCUGUCUAACCUGCUGGUUCUAGGUUUUAUUCUUGCACCUACUCCCCUACAGGAACCUAAACCAUUUUUAUUUGGAGUCAUAAGUCCUAUCACCAAAUAUACUCACUUAUGUUGGGUUUUGAAUAAAUCAAUAUCUGCCUAUAUCUGACCAUUUACAUAUAUUUGUGUUCAGUCUAAUGAAAAUGGUUUGUGCUCCCUACAGGUUUCUGUUUCUGCUGCUGGGUCCAAAUGGUAAAGGCCCUCAGUACCAUGAGAUUGGCAGAUCCAUGGCCACACUGAUGACAGAUGAGGUAACAUUAAUUAAUAAACAUUCAUUAGCUCCCCCCACAUGCAUAGAAUAGAAUAACUCAUUUGUGAAACUUUUUCCCUUUAGGGGGACCUUUAGGUGUGGCAUUCAGAUUAGAUUAAUUUUAAGAUCAUUAGAUCAAAAUGUAAAAGCUAUACUGUUUCCUGCAUGUCUCUGUAGAUAUUCCAUGAUGUGGCGUACAAAGCCAAAGACCGGACGGACCUGCUGUCUGGGAUAGAUGAAUUUCUGGACCAGGUGACAGUCCUGCCCCCAGGAGAAUGGGACCCCACGAUACGAAUCGAACCCCCCAAGAACGUCCCAUCGCAGGUGUGGGUCUAAGAAAAUCUACAUGUCUAAAGUUAAGCCUGAUUUGAGAUGAUUGGUCACAUAUUUAGUGCUCUUCAAUCAUGAUCCUGGAGACCCACAAGGGGAGCAGGCUUUUGUUUCAGCCUAGCACUAACACACUUGAUUAAACUAGUCAAGGGCUUCAUGAUUAGUUAAAUGAGAUGUGUUAGUACUAGGUUGUAAAUAUAGCCUGCACUGCACCACCUGUGGGUCCCAGGACCAGGAUUGAAGGACACUGGCUUGCAUGGCAGUUUUCCAUGAUGUGUAUGACUGCCUCCUGGUAUCAGUAGAGGAUACGACAGCCCUGUAAUAACUUACAGUCAUGCGUGCAUGCAUUUUCAUAUGGGGUGGCCCCAGCGGAAUUCAAACCAACGACCCUGGCGUGGCCAACUCCAUGCUCUACAAACUGAGCCACACCUGUAAUGACUCUCUCACCUUUAGAUGAAGAGGAAGAUACCCUCCCAGCCCAACGGGUCGGCCUCACCGUCUGGGGAGAUGCUGAAGGAGGAGGAUGAAGGCCACGGAGCUGGGCCCGAGCUGCAAAGAACCGGACGGUGAGUUAGACAUAUGAAUUCAUAGGGGAGGUUUCCGUAUUUAAGCCUAAUUCUGGACUUUAAAGCAUUUUCAAUGGAGAUUCAAUUUUGAGCUUGAUUACAUUUUAAGCUUGCUUUUUAGUCCAGGACUAGACUUAAUCUGUGUCUGCGAAAGAUAGUUGAUAAGGGUAAAUCUCAAAUGACACCCUAUUUCUUACAUAGAAUUCUGAUCAAUAGGGUAACAUUUGAAACACUGCUUAAGACUCUAGUAUCAUAGAAAAUAAUAUGGCAUGGCAUAUGCAAUAUGUUGUAAAACUCUCUUUUUAAUAAUUUGAUGUCAUAGUAAUACAAAUAAAUGUUAUUCGUGAUGAAAUUCAUUGCACAUUGAUAAGGUAAUACAUUAUUGAAACUGUUUAUGAAGGCAAAAUUAACAACAUACAAUUCCCACAUACUGUGACAAGUCAUAAAUAUAACUACACACAGCACAUAACCACCCAUAUUGAAAGGUAGAUUUUAAUGUUGUAUAGAUCAUUAUCACUGCACACUUUACAAUUACGAUGCUGACAUAAAUAGAUACUCCGGUUCUAGGUGUAAAAGCUUCUGCGAUCACGUGGCUGCCCUGUUUGUAGUGUGUUUAUUUGCGACCUCACUCCCCCAGGACACACCCACCCACACCUCGCAGACUGGCCACUGAAUUAUUUACCAUUCCGCAGAUCCACUCUCAACUCUGCAUGCUGCUAUAAAAAGCCACAAGCUGAGAGAGAGUCACUCUCUCUUUCGGCGGUGUUAGUCAGUUCCUGACCACAAAGUGGUUGGUGACUUAGAGCUGAGAGUGUUGGGUUGAGCGUGUUUGUGUAAGUUAGCUGAGUGUGUGAGGUAGAAACAUGGGUUGACUGGUAUCUGGGUCAGAGAGCAGGAGUUUGUCCAACUCCAGUGGGAAACUAAUAGGGUUCCCCUCAGCAAGGAACGUACAGUGAGGGAAAAAAAUAUUUGAUCCCCUGCUGAUUUUGUACGUUUUCUCACUGACAAAGACAUGAUCAGUCUAUAAUUUUAAUGGUAGGUUUAUUUGAACAGUGAGAGACAGAAUAACAACAAAAAAAUCCAGAAAAACGCAUGUCAAAAAUGUUAUAAAUUUAUUUGCAUUUUAAUGAAGGAAAUAAGUAUUUGACCCCUCUGCAAAACAUGACUUAGUACUUGGUGGCAAAACCCUUGUUGGCAAUCACAGAGGUCAGACGUUUCUUGUAGUUGGCCACCAGGUUUGCACACAUCUCAGGAGGGAUUUUGUCCCACUCCUCUUUGCAGAUCUUCUCCAAGUCAUUAAGGUUUCGAGCCUGACGUUUGGCAACUCAAACCUUCAGCUCCCUCUACAGAUUUUCUAUGGGAUUAAGGUCUGGAGACAGGCUAGGCCACUCCAGGACCUUAAUGUGGUUCUUCUUGAGCCACUCCUUUGUUGCCUUGGCCGUGUGUUUUGGGUCAUUGUCAUGCUGGAAUACCCAUCCACGACCCAUUUUCAAUGCCCUGGCUGAGGGAAGGAGGUUCUCACUCAAGAUUUGACGGUACAUGGCCCCGUCCAUCGUCCCUUUGAUGCGGUGAUGUUGUCCUGUCCCCUUAGCAGAAAAACACCCCCAAAGCAUAAUGUUUCCACCUCCAUGUUUGACGUGGGGAUGGUGUUCUUGGGGUCAACGGCAGCAUUCCUCCUCCUCCAAACAUGGCGAGUUGAGUUGAUGCCAAAGAGCUCGAUUUUGGUCUCAUCUGACCACAACACUUUCACCCAGUUCUCCUCUGAAUCAUUCAGAUGUUCAUUGGCAAACUUCAGACGGGCCUGUAUAUGUGCAUUCUUGAGCAGGGGGACCUUGCGGGCGCUGCAGGAUUUCAGUCCUUCACGGCGUAAUGUGUUACCAAUUGUUUUCUUGGUGACUAUGGUCCCAGCUGCCUUGAGAUCAUUGACAAGAUCCUCCCGUGUAGUUCUGGGCUGAUUCCUCACCGUUCUCAUGAUCAUUGCAACUCCACGAGGUGAGAUUUUGCAUGUAGCCCCAGGCCGAGGGAGAUUGACAGUUCUUUUGUGUUUCUUCCAUUUGCGAAUAAUCACACCAACUGUUGUCACCUUCUCACCAAGCUGCUUGGCGAUGGUCUUGUAGCCCAUUCCAGCCUUGUGUAGGUCUACAAUCUUGUCCCUGACAUCCUUGGAGAGCUCUUUGGUCUUGGCCAUGGUGGAGAGUUUGGAAUCUGAUUGAUUGAUUGCUUCUGUGGACAGGUGUCUUUUAUACAGGUAACAAGCUGAGAUUAGGAGCACUCCCUUUAAGAGUGUGCUUCUAAUCUCAGCUCGUUACCUGUAUAAAAGACACCUGGGAGCCAGAAAUCUUUCUGAUGGAGUGUCAAGGGGUGCUGAAGGUGGGUGUGGUGCAGGAAUCAAGCGCAGGACGCAGAAACUAAGUCCAAAAUACUUUAGUGAAAUAUUCACGUAGUACACGAGCAAACAAGCCCGGAGGCGAAGUAAAGGCGCACACAGGCGUCAAAACAAUAGGCGCACUAACAUGUGCGAAAACCUCUCCAAAACAACGGAGGGAAACACGUAGCUCAGAACACCAAACAGAAGAGCAAUCACACACAACACCUGACACACACAACGAGAACUAAAUAGGACACUAAUGAGGACUAACUAGACACAGGUGUACAACAUCAAGACACAACCAAACGAACAUGAAACAUAGAUCGGUGGCAGCUAGUACUCCGGGGACGACGACCGCCGAAACCUGCCCGAACAAGGAGGAGGAGCAGCCUCGGCCGAAACCGUGACAUGGAGAGGGGGUCAAAUACUUAUUUCCCUCAUUAAAAUGCAUUUUGUUGUUCUGUCUCUCACUGUUCAAAUAAACCUACCAUUAAAAUUAUAGACUGAUCAUGUCUUUGUCAGUGGGCGAACGUACAAAAUCAGCAGGGGAUCAAAUACUUUUUUCCCUCACUGUAGCUCUAAGCAUCACAGUUAGGAAAUGACCAUUAACCAAAGAUCUCUGAAAUGUGAAUGAAUGCUUGUGAAAUAAGUGUCCAAAAAUCUGUAUCACCAAUGAACUGCCAUUCACAUACUGUGAUGGGCCAAAAAUGUUAUCUGGGGGUUCCAAAAAGUAAUCUGGCAGAACCUAUUGAUGAUGGUUAUCUGUGGGUCCUAAAAAAAUAUCUGGGAGCCCUAUUGAAGGUCCAAAAACUUAUCUCGGAGUCAAAGAAUGUGUUGUAUGGUCCCCUGUAUGGUCCAAAAACCUAAUCCAGAAGUACAAGAUGUAAUCUGGGAGUCCAAGGGAGUGAUCUGGGGUACUUUACCACAUUAGUAUAAUGCUGCUACUUUAGUUAGUCUGCUGUAAAGUGUUGUGGUUUUUCCCUUCCUCCAGGAUCUUUGGAGGCCUUGUGAUGGAUAUAAAGCGGAAGGCCCCGUUCUACUGGAGCGACAUCCGGGACUCGUUGAACCUGCAGUGUCUGGCCUCCAUCCUGUUCCUCUACUGCGCCUGCAUGUCCCCUGUCAUCACCUUCGGCGGGCUGCUGGGCGAGGCCACGAAGGGCAACAUAGUGAGUGGGUCCUUGUCCAUGAGUGUCAAUGAAUGCCACUCCGAUUACAUCUUUUUGUCUUCUGUCUGUGCUGUAUCAUCUAAUAUAUGCAAGUCACUUAGCUGCCUGGUAAAACUAGUUUACUGCAAGUUCUUACCCUAUUUUUUUAUCACUAAAAGCAUAUAGGAUGCAUAUCACUAAGCAAAUAGGUGGUUAGAUAGUGUCCCUCUUCCUCACUGCGAGCUACUCUAUAUACUGUCUCCAUGCUUUGAUCCUGACAAUGAGUUACACACACACCCUACAGUGACCCUAGAUGUCUUUAUUAGGAGGGAGACUGUUGGCAUAGCGAGCGUCAGCGCGCUGGGGUGUGUGAUGUGUCUGAGUAAACUCACCAGAUGACGAGGGGCGGAGGGAUAUGAGAAAUGACAGGCCGACGGGGUGGGAAAAGUUUAUCUAGGCAGUCUGAGCUGGAAUGUCGGUUUAAACGUAUGUAUUAUGUUAUGUGGGGUGUUCUGUCCGCUUUGCCUCUUUUCCCUUAGUCUCCCCCUCUCUCUGGCUUCCUCAAUGUAUUUACCUCCUCGUCAUCCUCCCCUUUCCCUCCUUCUUUCCCUUCUCCUGCUACAGAGUGCCAUAGAGUCUCUGUUUGGGGCUUCCCUCACAGGAGUGGCCUUCUCUCUGUUUGCGGGGCAGCCCCUCACUAUCCUGGGCAGCACGGGGCCUGUCCUGGUUUUCGAGAAGAUCCUCUUUAAGUUCUGCAAGUGAGUGCUACACCGAUCCUGGUUACACUCAUUCGCACAGGGGCCCUCUGGCGGUAGCAACCUGCAAGAACAAGCUCACUACUGCCAUUUGGGGAUUUCUAAUUAGUUUCUAAGUAACUCCCUGAGUUUUAUAUAGUGUACAUGUACAGUAAGUUACAGGGCCUGGAGUUUUUUCUGUCAAGUCACAUGGUCAGGAAAAACUCGGGGCCCUAACUAGUUAUGAGAGAAGUUGGGACAGGCUCAAGGUCAUUAUUAAUGAAUCCUCAAUCAUUUCAUAAGGCAUAGUCCGAGUGAUUGCUCCUCCCCUACAAUUGUCAUAACCUCUAUGCUUUGAGCUCACUGCUUCCAGUACCUAAUAAGAUAUGGAUGUGAAAAUACACUGAAAACAUCCAAAAUACAUAAUCUAUACAGCUAAAAUCUACAGUACAAUGCCAUGUAAAAACAAGUUGACAUUGAGGUUAAAUAAAGUGUGCUUUCUCAAUUUACCUAAUUUUGCUAACCAUUACUUUAGACAAAAUCAAGAUGUUUGUAAUGUUUUUUUGUAUCUUAAAUUAGAGCUCACUUUUAGCAAAUUCUAAAUUUGCCAUUAAUCGCAAAAUCCUGCUAUUGAGUCUUGACCUUCUAUACCGUCCUACCCACCCAGGGACUACGGCCUGUCCUACCUGUCGUUGAGGACCAGCAUCGGCCUGUGGACGGCCUUCCUCUGCCUGGUCCUGGUGGCCACAGAUGCUAGCUCCCUGGUCUGCUACAUCACACGCUUCACAGAGGAGGCCUUCGCCGCGCUCAUCUGCAUCAUCUUCAUCUACGAGGCCCUGGAGAAGCUCUUCCACCUGGGGGAACACUACCCCGUCAAUAUGCACAACGAGCUGGACAACCUCACCCUCUACUCGUGAGUCAGGAUCGGAGAGCCUAGGUUGAGGGCAAAAGCCGCGAGAAGUGGGCAGUGCCAUUUUUCUGCUACCUUAAAAAAAACAAAUGUUGACACCCAUUUUCUUCAGGAAAUGUACCUGUUCUAUUUGGAUUACUGUGUUUUAGAUGUUACCACUGACUUAAAAGAGGAGCUUAUGGUUUUGUGCUUGUGCUAUUUAGGAUGGGGAGUAUAAGAUUUAUUCUCUUGACUCAGGUGUCAGUGUUCUCCACCGGCCAACGCCUCCUCUCAGAUCUUGCAGACGUGGAACCAGACAGGACACACACCAGACUCUAUCUCCUGGAACAGCCUCAACGUAUCGGUCAGUCAGAGGACAUACACACACACACACACACUGCAAAAACAUCUGUUGAGCCUGUGUAUUUCUCUGACCCUUUACUCUCUUUGUCAGAUGUGUAACCUGCUCCAUGGAGAGUUUGCUGGUCCUGCCUGUGGUCACCACGGCCCCUACAUCCCAGACGUCCUCUUCUGGUCCAUCAUCCUCUUCUUCACCACCUUCUUCCUCUCAUCUUUCCUCAAGGAGAUCAAGACCGAGCGAUACUUCCCUACAAAGGUGUGUUAUUCACUUGCGAGCAGGGCGUAGAGCGCGUGCGUGUUUGUGAGUGUUCCUCUGAAAUGUAAAUGUGUGGUUAGUUUAUUGUGCUGCAUCAACAUUCACAGUUAACUUCAAGGUCUUCACAUUCUUCCCACACAAUAUGUCCCACACUUUGCUAUUACCGUUAGCUACUGUGUAGGUGUUCCCACUGAGUGAAUUAUAAUGACUGUGUUUUUUACACAUUAACAUGAUUAUGUAUUGUCGUUAAUAUGGAUUAUGUAGGUGCGCUCCACCAUCAGUGACUUUGCCGUGUUUCUGACCAUUAUGAUCAUGGUGCUGGUGGACUAUCUAAUGGGCAUCCCCUCUCCUAAACUCAACGUACCCGACCGCUUUGAG